AUUUCUCAGCUUUAUCGACCAGUCGGCGGCGCUGUUGCAACCGGCAACCGCCGCCGCGAACCUACCGUUCCGCCGGCCGUCCCCACUCUACACGCGCGCCGUACGACUACCCGGCACAUUCUUUCCCUUUUUUUUUUUUUACGUAAACGCUCACGUAUACGUUCCGACUCUCUCGGUCGCACUACUACGGCGAGGCCCGUUCUCAUUCUGUCGCUGUCACGCCGUCUCGCUCUCUCGCUCUUUCUGCUCGGGUUCCGUCUUCCUGAUCGUCGUCCUCCGCUGCCGCCGCCGCCGCCGCCGCCGUCUCGUCCCUUUUUGCACGCGGGCAACAGGUUAAAACGUGCACAGACUCGCGCACGGCACAGAGCAGACGCCGCCGCCGGACGGCUUUUCUGUAUACCUAUAUGAUUUCCAGACAACAAUCGGUGUUCUGCCGGACCAACGUGUUAUUACGGUACAUAGAACGGCUAGAUAUUAAAAAUAUAUGAAAAAAAAACAACUAAAACGGCCCUCUGUCUAAUAUUAAUGUCAUUAUAAUAUUAUUAUUGUGUCCCGCAGGAAAAUGUCGGUGUUUACGGGACGGCCGGACAAGCACAGGGGAGUGAUCGUGACGUCCGCGGCGGAAGAUGAACGUCCGCAAGACUCGUCGACGACGGCGGAAUUCGGUCCGAAGCUCGCGAGUAAAUUGUUUGCAUUUUUUUUUUUUAUUAUUAUUGCUUUGUUUCAAGGACGCGGCACGGCGUCCGCCGGUCCAUUGGUUCCCAAACCGGCUGCCGCCGCCGUGACCUCCAUAAUAACAACGUAGAGUCGUUACGUGGUUUCUUUUAACGAUAUCAGAACCGGUCGGCGGCGGCAGUCUAAACUUUCGACGCGCGCGCGUUUUCCCGAAAUACGGGCAAAUUUUUUUUCGGCAAUCCGCAGUUCUCUCGGAACGCUCGGGAAAACAGUCGUCCCGUGUCGAACGUGCGCGCGCGUGAUGUAAUCGGUGCCAAACGGUCGCGCGGCACUGCCGUCGCGGCCGUCCCGCCGACGUCGGAAAACCGGUUGGAUGCACCGCACCGGAGAGUGUUUCAAGUCGAACGCGCGCGCGCGCACCGCUCUGUCCGCUCGACGACCGCAGAGCAGUCCCCCUUGAACGGCACAAUCGCUUCCCCUCCGCCGUCGCCGCCGCCGCCGCCGCCGGUUUUUACGAAUACUAUCGUAGCCUUAUGUGCGCUUUCCGACGAACGACGGACGGACGAGAUGUUUUGUGUUUAAUUUUUUUUUUUUCUUCUGAUAAAGAUGGUUUUUUUUUCUCUUUCCUCCGACACUCACCUCGUCGCGCGCGCCAUAUGGUCGCGCGUAAACUCCUCGCGACGCUUACGAAAAUGGAAAAAAAAAAAAAUUGAUUAUCACUCGUGUUUUGUACACGGGUUUAUUCUUCUUUCUAAAUCGUUCGCCGCGUUGCAUGGCAAUAAUUAUUACGCGGCGACGGAAAACAACGCGCAAACGACGGCGUUCGCCGGAUAAUCGUGUAAACGUAUAUACGUAAUACACGACAUUUUCGACGACCUUUGAUUUAUUUGGCGCGUUAAUAACACACGAUUCGUUCGGCAGUACUAUUAGAUUCCGAGCGCAGUUGGAAUUUCGUCUUAAAACGCUUAAAAACCGUCACGAAAAAAAAAAACAAAAAAAAUAAAAACGGAGACCGACAUACUUUGCACGACAGGCGGGACAUUGUUUGUAUAUUUGACGUUGGGAAGGCGGGAUAUAGAGGGGAAUUUAAUGUGUAUCAGAACGCAACGAUGAUAACGAAAAACAUUCUGAACAGAGUUACGAUUUUCGUUAAAAUUCGAUACUAUUAAAACUCUUGCAAAAAAAAAAAUACUACAUUAAAUUCAUCUUUAAAAUUAAUUAUUUAAUUAAAAAUUAUUAAAACAUUAAAAAUGUUUUGAAUUGUUUUGAAAAUUUCACUGCGUAUAGAAAAGGCAAUUAUAAAACUUAUGUUUUUGUUGAAAUUUCAACUCUACGAAAAUCUUUAAUUGAAUUGCAACAAAAUUGAAGAUAAUACAUUUUGCAUAUUUUCCCUUCUUUCCUACGUUUUUCCCCAAUUAUUAUAAAAAUGCUUGGAAUAUUAAAAAGUGGUUUAUAAGAGAGUUAAUACUUAAAUAAUCGUACUUACUACACUUGAAAAUCUGAACAUGUUUUCUGGAAGAAAAAUUGUUCAGAGAUAAAAAAAAAAGUUAAAACAAAUUAACAUCAUCGCUUCGCUCAGAAUCUAAUACUACUGAGUAAAUACACCGAUCAGUUUUUGUUCAAUUUUCCUAUCAGAAAUCUUGCUUCGAUCAAAUAGUAACGAGGGAAUUUUUUUUUUAGAAUUUCGAUUUUUUGGUGAAUGGACAGAUAACUUUUUUGAUUUUCUAAGCACUAGUGAAAAAUCGAAAAAAAAAAACCGGAACAAGAUUAGGGUGAAGAUUACUUUGUGAAGUUCGUAUAAAAAAAAGUUUACUAAGUAUGAAAAAAAGUAGUGUUUUUAAUUUUCCAUUUAGUAAGUAUUCUUCAUAAUAAGAGAGAAAAAACGACAAAGUUUACAGCGUUUAUAUAGUUUUAUUGCCGUUUAGUUGUUAUUCGAUUAAAAAUAAUCGUAAAAACCUAACAUUUUCACGUUAUACUCUAAUGAGCCUUUUCUGGACGUAAUAAAAAUUAAUAGUCUGGUGAUUUUUGGGCAUUUUAUUUCACGGUGAUGAAUACUAUUAUUGUAUCGGUCAAUUGAAAAGUUGAAGAUUUAACAAAAGGUUCAUCAUAAGUUGCAUUUGAUUUUUAAAAAAAAAAAAAGUUGGACGUAAUGUAGUAAUGUAUUUUUCAUAAGCUUUUUAAGUCCAAAUUUUGACGGAAACCGUAAAAAAUCGAGGCAUUUCAAAACGUGUACGUUUAACCGAACCCCGCGAAGAGUCGUAUUUCAGCAAUGAUUUAUCGUUUCGUAUGCAUACAGGAAACAAAUUUGUGUAUCGUUACUUCCCACCGUUUUGUUUGUCGUUUUCUCUAUUUACACUCGUGUUUAUUUUAACCAUAAUAUUAUCAAUACUUAUAUAAGUAUUAAUAUUAUUAAACUUGGGUACGCGUUUUGAUAUAUUUUUUUUUUCAUUUUUUUUUUACGAGGUAUCGCGUACAUGACUCACGCGUACGCGUUAAACGUUUUACUCCCGCUAAAUUCAUAAUCAAAGACCUUGGUUCGACAACCGUGAUUAGGUAUUCUGUACUAUUCUUGCGAAAACGUACUUUUCGACAGCAUAUUAUAUUAUAAACGAAAAAAAAAAAGUUUAUAUUUGAACGUAAAAAUCGCACGAAUCCGAUGUUAUAUUACAGAUAUUUUCUCGGAAAAUUUCCAGCGAAUUUGAUUUCUGUGUUUUUCGAUCAUCAUCGAACCGUCAAUAGCUAUCUCCGAAUGUAUACCCGUCGUUCUUUGAACGUGUUUUCGGCGACUGAUAUAAUUUUAGUUUCAGUGCCUGACUGAUAACAACAGGCAUUAAAAAUUAUUACGGGAGUGCGAAUAGAAGCGUCACAGCCGCGUAGGUAUAUUACCCCCUGCACACAAUCGACAAAAUAGUACAGAGUCUUGUAGAGACGCCACAAAGAUAAUUGAUUGCAUCGUACAUAAUUAAGUGAUUAGUCAUCACAAUAUAAACACCUUGAUAAUAAAACAUAAUAAUAAUGCAUAAGGAAAGCAUACAUCAUUUUAAAAAUUAAUAACAAUAUAUUAGCAAUAACAUUAUUACGUGACAAAAUUAAAUUGUGUAGACAUCGUGAUAGCUGCAGAGGAUGUGUGUCGUAAGUUAUCGCGUUUAUCAAAUUGUGCGAAAAUAUUAAAUUAUAAUAUUUAGCGAGGAAACAUAAAAGUCGCAAUAACUUUAAUACGGAAUAUUGAUUAUGCUGUUUUUCUACCCCUCCCCUCCCCACCACUAUAAAUAGGGUGUAAGAAAGUGUAUUGGUAUACUAUACUUACUCAUUUAAGGUAUAAGGAGUAGGGGUAAAAAAAUCAAAAAUACAGUGUUCAAAUAAAGUUUAAAAUAUUCACUUUACGAUGUAUACGUAAUGAUUGAAAAAAAUAAUGAACAGAAAUCUCAUUUAUUGAAAAUCCUUCUAGAAGAUCACGAUAAAUUGAUCACUUUGUACAGGUAUACAGUUUCCAAUGGUAAGUAACUUUCUAAGUAUACAGUUUCUAGUAACCAAAUGGUUUUCUUGUUUGGACAUUUGUUUUUCACGACAAUCAGAUAGAUACAAUACAGUAUAAAAUGUGCGAUCAGAUGAAUCCGAAAAAAUAAAAAUGGUUUUUAUUGUUCCUAGAUAGUUUCAAAUCUAGUUGUAGCUCCAAGGUCUUCAAUUUCCAUUAAUAAUCAUUUUGAACUUGAUCAUUUUUUUUUAUAUACGCCAUUUUAGGUAGUCAACAAUGUUAAUACAUAUAAUUACAUAUAAACUUAAAAAAACCAUUGAAUCUUUACGGUUUUCAUAAUAAUUUUAUUUUUAACUCUUACUAAAAAAAAUUAUUAUUACAUACGCUCAAUUUUUUUUUACCAUUGAAUACAAUUUAAAUGUCCUCGUGUUAAAUUGUCGACCAUUUUUGCUAUGGGCCAAAACAAUUUUAUCCGUAUAUAAAACCGAGACUAGAAAUACACUUUCUAACACAAUAUAAAUAUUCGGUCAGAAUGUUAGGCCUCUACGAUUAUUUCUAACCGAACUGCAACCAAAAAACCAAAUCGAUGGCUUAACUUGCAAUUGUUUUAUUGUAGUAAAUCCAAAAAUAUGACUGUGUAUAUAAUAUUUCCAAUUAAAACAAACAAUAACUCAUCGUUUAUAAGCACGUUGACUCAAAAAUAAUAUAACUUUUUCUACCAUGAAAAUGCUGAUAAAAAAUACAACGAAAUAGCCGCGCCGAUGAAAAGGUCUUAACUCUAUCGGGGCUCCAUCUGAAAUACCAGAGGGUAAAUCACUUACGAAAAUCGGUGUACAAAUGUUUGAUAAUCUCACGCAGGAAAUCUUUGGUGUAAUCUUAUAGGACAUUUUGGUAAUCGUUGGGAAACUCGUGGUAUUCUGGAAUCCGGUGUACUAACUAUUGAUUAUAGCCAACUACUCUCUGGAAAAUACUGCCGUAGUUAGGACGUUUGCGACGAAAAUUGAGAAUCGAGUCUAUUCGGCACAUUAUAAUUUGUCGUGUUCAUUAUAUUAUUACAUAACCGUAGACCAAAAUAUUACCAUAUAGGUUCAGUGUACGAAAUAAAUGUACGUAUGUGUGUUAAAAAAAAAAAAAUAUUAAUUUUUACGAGUUUUCCACAAGGUCGUUUAUUUGUAACAUAUACAUCAUCAGUAAUACUUCCUGACAAUUUUGAGCAGUGGCGUCAUUAGCACUUUUUUUUAAUUUUUUUUAAUACGCAAAUUUUCACACAAGCCACGGGCAAGAUUAUACAUUUUUUACGCGUGUAUGUAUUACAAUGUAUAGUAAUUCUCUUCGGGUAUUUUUUUUUUCAUCCUUUAAAUUACAUGCGUAAUAUCCAAACACUCUUGCCGAGUAUAAUAAUUAGGCAAAUUAGCUAUACACAUCACUAUUAGGUCUCGAACCAUCAUAAUUCAUAAUAUAUAUGAAAGUAAGAUCGCCGGCUAUAUUAUAAUAUUAUGUACUCACAAAACGAAUUUAAAUACGCGAAUGAUGACUAAUACACUAUACGCGGUUGAAAUCACGCCGCCGAUUAUUCGGGGGAAAAAAAAGAAGUUAUAAGGUGACUUAAAAAAAGAAUUAUCGUGGUGAAUUUUUUUUUUCAGUCGAAAAAUGUUCCGUUUCCCUUUCAACAAUGUAUUGGAUUAGGAAUAGUUGAGAUACGCGCAGAGGCAUGCCCAGGAAUUCCCAAACGUUGAGAGGAGAUUUAUAAUAAAAUAAAUAAACAAGAAUAAAUCGUAAAAAAUUAUAUAUAUAGUUCGAACUCGAUAAAACGGCGAUUUAAAAUCCAGAUCCGAAAAACACAAUUUUUAUUCAAUAAAUUAAGCGUUUCAUUUUAUUUGUUACACGUUUGAAAGAUUUACGUUUUUCAAGAUUUAAUUACCAAUUGCCAAUGGAGUGAAAAGAUCGGGAAAGAAUAUAAACUCCCUACCUGGGUAUUGGCGCAAUUUGGUGAAAUCGUAAUUACUAUUUUACCUGAAAUUCGUAUAACGAAUGUAAAAAAGGAGCCAAAAUUACGAAUUCUUAAACUUAUUACCCAGUAUUUAAAUCGAAGAGGGGGGGGGAGAAGUAAAGAUUUUUUUUUUAACUUUUUAACGUGCCUUCUCUAAUUGUUCACAACGGACGUAAUAUAUCAACAUAAAGACACGUGUCAAAUCUUUAGGAACGUACAUUUUUUCAUCCGCUUCAUCUAAUUUGUUUCCAAUUCAAACACUGAAUUGUCAGAAUAUUAUGCAUUUAUAUUAACCGUAGGAUUGUACAUUGAUCACGCUUUUGUCAAAUUCAUUUCAUAAUGCAACAAUAUCAUUUUGUUUAUGGCAUGCGAUACGAUAUAUGGGGAUGGCCAACAAAUAAUAGCGAAGACCUUCGCGAGCCUGCAACACGAGUCACGACGGAUAUAAAAGCCUAAGAAUAAAAACAAUUCCAAACAUUAUAUUAUUAUAGAUUCGAUAAAGUUAUUGAGUUAAAUACGUUUGACUUGUAAUUGUAUAUUAUUAUUGUAUACUUCGUUUACCAGCAGUUCUCAAACUUUUUAUUUUCCUCUAGCACAGCCUUCCUAUAUAAUAAAAAUAAAACGCGUGUUUUUUUACGCGUCUCUCGUAAACGAUAAUUUUAUCAAAUAAAAUUGUGAUGGUAAAAUUGGCAGCCAAGGAUAUUGAAAGUUUACGAGUGAAAAUAAUAUCGAAUCACGAUGUACAUUAUAUGCAUAGGCCUAUACGAGUAUACAUUACAUAUGCACUUUAUUUUGUAGACAAAUCGAUAUAUUACAAAAAUAUUUUAGUUAUCUAAUCUUUUAUUAUUGCUUAGUACGAGAGUCUCAAAUACUCGAACUCUAUAAUAUCAUAAAACCUUCGACCAUAUACACUAGUUUAUAUGGUCGAAACAUAAAACAAUAAUAUAGUAUAUAUAAUAAUAUCUUAUUGUGCGUUGUACAGACAAUAGGAUGGAUCUAAAAAAAAAAAAAUAAUAAAUGUACAGAGUUGGUAAUCACGAAACAGUGAAUUUGAUUUGUGCUUUUUCAAUCAUUUUUAACGAAUUUUCAUUGAAAAUUGAUACCUAUGAAGCUUAUUAUAAGCUUUCCCCGCUCGUCCGGUCAUAAUUUUUAACCCGCUUAUAAUUCAUAAACGGUAAACCGAUAAAGUGUUCUGCAUAUCAAGAUUUAUUUGGGAAAACAAUAUUUCUACUUGAACCUGUUUGAAAACGGGAUUCCUAUUCGAAAAUCAAAAGCGUAUCGUAUAUACUCAUUUAAUGUAAACAAAUUUAAAAUUUAAAAUGUUACUAAAUAAAGCUUUUAUGAACGAUUUCAUACGAUAAUGGUUGAGAAUAAAAAUCCGAAAUCAAAAACGCUGAAAAUUCUUCUGGAAAACCGCUAAGUCGUGAUAAAUGGAUCAUCGCUGUAUAUUUUUGAAUCGGCUACCCCUACCGUCGCUUGUAUUAUUUAUCCACGCACGUCAAUGAACUGUACAAUCGACUCUAUUUAGGUACAAACGUAAUUUUAAAUUUACAUUUAUACGAAUUAAACAACUGAGAGGAUAAUGAACCGUAUAUUAUAAUAAACAGAGUAAAUAUUGUAUAGAUUCCUUAUGCGCUUGAUUCCGUCAAAUGGAGCAUUGUGAAAGACGUCCUCCAACUUUCGGGUCCUCUCGACUUUCUCCUUAGGGACACCGUGGUCUUGUACAGUAUACCCGAAAAUUAUCCCGCAGUUUGGAUCGGCCAUUGAAUUAGAAACACCGUCCCGUUUAUACGCACGAGUUGCAUAAUCCUUACAUAGGCACGCGAGUUUUCUCAUAAAUCGCGAAAAAAUUUUUCGUUGGUAUGUUAUGGUGCUUAAAAUAAAAAAAAUUCAAAACAUUUUAUACCGCAUGUUCAACUUUGUACCGUAUAUAACACUGCAGAACGGUAUUAUAGCGUUAUAUUUAUCGAUAUAUAUAUUUUUACUUUUUUUUUUUUUUUGUUCUAAAAGGUCAUUUUAUUAUAUUUCGUUAUAUAUGUUACAGUCGUUAUUAUACGGUUUUUUUUCCCCCGUCGUAGAUAAUAUUAUAUAAAAUUAUUAUUACGAGUUCGCCGAUCGAACGGGAAAAAACAAAAUCUGUGUAUAUUCAUUAUUAAUUUACAAUUUUUUAACGCGCGCAUGGCUUAUACACAUUAUGAUAAUAACAUUAUUUCUAUCCGAUCAGCGUUAAUAAUUUUUAUAAUGUUAUUAUGAUAUGAUAUAAUACUCGUAUUCAAAGGUCAGAUCGAACAGAAUAUUAUACAUUUUCAAUAGUGUUAUCUACAUUGUGUACACGGCUAUUAUAUUAUAUUUAUUAUUGAUUUGAAUGUGUCGCUGUUGAAUUUGUCCGACGCGGACUUUAUCGCGUAGACAAAGAAGGAAAAAAAAUUACUAUACACUCCUACAACAAUAUACAAUAUAAUAUAAAUAUAACAUAUUGACGAGCGUUUAUUUAUUUUAUUAAACACUAUAAUAUUAUAAUAUGACGUUCGGAUUAAAUUGAUAGUUUUUCUUUACUUUUUGUUCGUCAAUAAUUAUCGCCGUCAUAAUUGUCAACGAUGUUAUAUAUAUUUUCAAACGAAUAACGUUUCGAUAAACAGCAUUGUACUUAUUAUCACUGAAUUGUGUUCCUUUCAUUUUUGUGUUUAAUUUUACGACGAUAUUUUCUAUAGCCAUUCAUAUUAUAAGAUAUACGUUAUUCGCCUACCGACGUUUACGACUAAAAUUAAGCCGUACCUAUAGAUAAUGCUGUAUGGGUAAAUUGUAUAGUUCAGGGUAGCGGUGUGCCCGAUGGGUAGGCAAAUAUUUCGGAUAUUUAUCGGUGGGUACAUUAUUUACCUAUCCAAAAUUUGCAGGGUAAAUAUUUUUUCUUUACUCUGGUCUUGACAUAUAACUUUUCAAUAAAAAAAAAAAAAACUGAUUAUAAUAAAUAAGUUUUAUAGGUAAUUUAGCUCACUAUACCUAUACGUGUUAUGUUUGUACAAUGUACAUAGGUUUUUAUAAAAAAGUUAUGGUUGUUCUUAUGAAUAAAAAUCUUAAUUAUUAAUUUCAUGUUACUACAUUUUUUCCUUAAAAGUAGUAUUGAAUUCAAAAUGAAUGAAAUUAACAAAAACUUUAUAAAUAUUAUUUAUUUACUAGCUGAUAAUUCAACGUGGAAAAACCACGGAAUAGUCAGAAAACAAUCACAAUAAAAUAUUUUGGUAACCAUGACUUAUUGGUUUUUGUAAUAAAAAUUAAUUUACUCAAUUUACUGGGUAUUUACACAAACAAUUAUUUACCGGAUAAAUACCCAUCACUAGGCCUGGAACGGUCCAACUUUGUUUGGUACAUAUCUACUAAGAAUAUUUUACCUUCGAGGACAUACUUUCAUACAAAAUCACGUAUAAUUAUCGCCUUAUAAUCUAAUAGGUAUUGGUAAUAAACGUAGGUACGCGUGUACAAAUAAUACAACUAAAAUGCAUUGUUAAAUAAUGUUUUUCGUCGUGCUUGUAUAUUUUAAGACUCUGUAUUACAAACUUGACAUACCAGAAAUAAAAUCGGCAGCAUAAAAACUGUUGAACUGUUGUAUUAUUUGAUAAACUGACAGCAAUAAAAUCGGCAGCAUAAAAACUGUUGAACUGUUGUAUUAUUUGAUAAACUGACAGCAAAUGAUCUAACGAGAUAAAAAUCAUCGGUAAUUGUGAUUUAUCUGCUAAUUGUACAAAAAUAAUUUCUAACGGAGAGGGAUCAACAAUGAAAUCGUUCGCGAUCGACCGUAUGGCCGUCCCCGGUGUAGGUUAUAAUAAAUACGACUAUGUAUUAUAGAAUAAAUUAUAAAAUAUGUAUAAUAUUUUUUGGCAAUAAUCACGUGUAAUUUUUUUUUUUUUUUUUUUAAAUUCAAUAUAUUCGGUUUCAGUGAUGUAAACAUUAUCUGAUUAUCGUCAUUCGUAACGUGUUUUUGUAUAUUAUAUACAUUAUACUAUUCUCGUGGAGGCCGUAUUAAAACGUUGAGUGUCGAGGGUUUUUCGACAUAUAGGUAUACCUACUUUAUUUUGUCUUAAGUCACACAAUGUCUGAAUUUAACUUGUAAAAACGAUUCCCGAAAUAUGCGGUCACAUUUUAGUGGUAUUUUUUCAUCGGGAUCGAAUACCACAACGCCACAGUAUUCCCACAUUAUUUUGGUAUUCGUAUAUAGUAAUGGAAUAAGUUUUUUAAAAUUUUUUUUUUUUUUUUUUAAUUCUAAAUCAUUUGGACAAAUUUUUCCUAAAAUGAUUACUAGUAACCUAUAACAAAAACCCCGAGGUACUUUGAUCAAAAACAAGACCAACAUUCGGAUCUCACAAGUGGCACUCUAUGUGUUUUAAAAAGUGAAAAUUCGAGUGAUGUUUACUGCAGUUUUCACAAUCUUAUAUAUUAUUUGAAAUCUUCAACAAACUCAUUAUUUAUUAAUAACUAUCUCUUACGUCAAUGGGUUGACAGAAAUGUCAACACCAAAAUGUAUUUAAACAAAAAACUUCAUAUAUUUAUGAAAUUUUUAAUAUAGGUUGCUAUACUUGAAAAUCGAUAGUGAAAAGUGGUUUCCCCCCCCCUCUCCCCCCCCCAAAAUAAAAACAUUGUAAAGUUUUAGAAUAUAUGAUUCCAAUAAAUUUUAAUAUAAGUCAUUUUCUUAAAAAAUAAGGAUUUCGUGGAACAUUUAUCUGUAACAUGAAAUUCUGAAAACCCUGUAUAUUAAUUCUAAUUAUCAAAUUUAAAUAUAUACGAGUAUACCUAAUUUAUUUUUCGGUGUAAAACUAAUAUAAUUUGCUGCAAACCUAUUAUAUUAAAGUAACUAAAAAAAAGCGUAUUUCAUUAUUUACUUUGGUUUUUUUUUUUUAUUUUUCAAUUAUGUUAAAAACACAAAAACCUAUAGGUAGGGUAUACACCAUCAUGCGUGCGAGUAAUGCAAUUUCCGUUGUAAUUUUAAUACCUAUACCGCGCGUAUAAGUGGAGGGUUUUUUCUUUUUUCUUUUUUUUUUUUAGGGUAGGUAUCCAAAAUGUCCGCCUAGGGAUUGCAGGGGAGAGAGGAAACCCGCACGUAUAUAUCGUUUAUCAACCUAUUCUAUAAUAUUCACUCCCAAAACAAAAAAAAAAAUAAUAAUAAAUACAUUUUCGUGUUCUCACAUAUUAUAAUAUUAUAAUCAUACCAGAAUUAUAAAAUAUUUUCGAAAAUACACGUUUGGGACUUUACACUGGCUAAAUAUUGUUACAUAUAUUAUAAAAUAUCUUUAUUCGUAUAACGUUAACGCUAAAAGCAAAUACGGCAGCAUACGUUCAAAUUUAAACAUUUUUCAAGAAAGACGAAAAAACUUCUUAUACGUUGCACUUAUUGAGUUGUAGAACAUUUCAUAAAAUAACCUUAGAAACUCAUAGAUGAUAACACUAUAUAAGUAACUAAAAUUAUUUGUCAUUAACAUGAAAUUUGUUUUUCAAUUUUUUCAAAAGUAUUAAUUAUUUUUGGUCUUUCUUGUAAAUCGUACAAAUUUGAACAUGCGCCAUUUUUGCAUUUACCGAUUCACCGAGUAUAAUCGAUUUUAUUAUUUUUAGUCGAUCAAUUUCAAUAUAAUGUGUUUUUUAUCGAAUAUCGUGUAAUUUUUAUUUCAACCUACGUAUUAUUAUAUCGCAAUUUUAUUAAUUUUAUUUUUAAACACGUGUAUAUUUAUAUAAAUAUCAAAAUCGAUACUUCCGGGCCGUUGCCUCGUUUAUACAAUAUCAUAUUAUUAUCAUCGUAAUAAUAUAUUCGUAUUUAGGUAUAUAUACGCAUUAUGUCCGUCUAGAUAUUAAAUUAAACAAAUGACUCAACCGAUCUAUUUAACAGACAAACGCGGCUAUUGUAUUAUUCACAUCGAUAUAAUAUUAUAAUAUAUAAUAAUGGACAGACGAUAUUUGAAUAAGAGUAAUGAGUGUACGCCAUUUUAGAUUCUGACCGCAGCUAGGAAUAAUUUAGUUUCACUAUAAUAAUGUGUGUGCUUUAGAUUCGGAACGGAACGAAGGAUCUAUUGGUUCUGUGAUAUGUAUGUGUCGUUUUUUUUUUUAUCUAAAAAAUCCAGUGUGGCACCUUCUCCGAAAUGACUUUUUAUCUAUAGUUGAUGUAAUAGAAAGGUCAUUUUUUGAUUUUUCAAGGGGUUUUCAGAAUAAUUGAGAAAAACAGAAAAAGAAAGAAAAAAGGCAUGCUUCGCGCGACGGGUGGGCUACUGUUGUUGGUGAGAAGUUGGGAAGGUAGGAUAUUAAUCUGUAGAGGGCAAUGACAUUUAUAUCUGUACGUAACGAUAAACUACAUUGCUAACGAAAAACGAUUCGGAGCGAUGUUCGGUUAUAAAGGUAUUUGUUUUGAAAGGCUGUAAUAUUUACGAUUUUCGCAAACAUUUAAUAUUAAAAUUCGUAUAAAAAAAAAUAUUACAUUAAACCAAAUUUUUUUUUUUUCACCACAAAAUACGUCCUAUAAUGAACCUCCAGUUAAAUUAUAUGCAUUACUGUUAAGUCUAACAGUUUUAUCCACAGAAUACUUAUUGAAUAAAAAUUACGUGUAAGAAAUUCGCAAAAUUAAAUAUUUUGAAAAUUUGACCACGUCUAGAAAAAAAAUAAUAUAAGUUUUCAUUAUAAAUUUAAAGUUGCUACGAAAAUUUUAACUUGAAUUACUGAGAAAAAAAAAAAAAUUAAAAAUUAUAAAAGCAUGUUCGUAAAUUUUCCAGUUUUUUCCCUGUUUUUCCCAAUUAAUAUGAAAACCGCUUGAAAAAUCAAAAAAUGACUCCCUGAAUGUACUAAGUAGAUAAAAUUUCCUUUCAGAAAAAGUGCUACACUUGAUAUCUUGGAGGUCAUUUUUUUAUUUUCCGAGGGGUUUUCAUAAAAAAAAAUGGGAAAAACAAGAAAAUUUAUGAAAUGUAUUAUUUUAAAAUCGUAAAUAUUACGGCCUUUCAAAAAAUGUAUAGCCGAACUCUGCUCAGAAUCGUUUGAAAUUCUCAUUAAUAUUCGAGAUAAUGAGGAAAAACUGGUUAUUUUGGUUAAAAAAGAUUUGAAAGAUUAAAAAUAAGGUUGUCAUUGGCAACCAUUUUUAUUUAUUUUUUAUUAUUAUUAUGUUUUUAUUAUUUUAAAAUUGUUUUUAAAUAAUCAUUGUUAUCAUGGAAACACGCAUUAUUGUAAUCAUUUUACCAUAAUAUGGUAUAUAUAUAUUGUUGAUAAAGCAAUACUAUCAACUGAACUCCUCUUUGAAUCGGUUUUUCGUUAGCAAUGAUCUAUCGUUGCUUACAGAUAUACUUACAGAUAUAUUAAAUUCCCGUCUGUAUCCUACCUAACCAACUUCCCACCAACAGUGGCUGCUCCACGUUCGAAGCACUGUCGGUUCUUUUUUUUUAAAUUUUUUUGUUUUGUUGUUGUAGUUUAAUUAAAAAUCUAAACGUGAUAUAAUUUUAAAAAUAUUUAAGACAUUUUAAUUUUGCCAGUUUUUUUCAGAAAAUACUUGAAAAUUUAACAUUAGGUUCGUUGCAAAUUGUACUUAGUGGUUAAAAAUAUAAAGUUCAGUUCAAUGUAUUGUAGUAGUUUUUUUUAUAAUAGUUUUAAGAUCAAAUAUUGUUGAUAUUCUUAAAUAUUGUGGCAUUUCAAAACAUGUUCAGUCGAACUUCACUCAGAAUCGUAAUUUGUUUGAAAUUAUCUAUCGUUGCGUAAAAGAUACAAAUUAAGCAAAUCUAUAUAUAUCUUCCAUUCCCAAAUGUUCACCUAAAACAGUAACACAUUCAUCAUCAAUAUCAAAUUCUAUUUAUUUAUUUUUUUAAUUUUUUUUUUUUUUUUUGAAGUUUAAGAUGAGUUUAAUGAAUUCGAGAAAAUACCUAUUAUAUUAUAGCGGUGAAUAUUUUAAUAUUAUUUUCGAUUUGAUUAUACUACGUGCAAGUCGUCUGAGGCGAUAUCAUUACGGUUUUGUCGAUAUAAUUUUUAAUUAAUACUUACUACUUAUAUUAUUGUUCAUAUUUAUUUAUGAUUGAGAUUAUAAUUUACAAAACAUUCCACAGGAUUUUGGAACGAAUGUUAUAAAUUUUAAUAAUUUCUCGCAUGAAUAUUUAUUAUACGGUUUACUGUAUCAUUUACUUAUCAGUUAUCUGCAGAUAUUAUCUCUACACCGCUUCCUCUAUACUCGAAUUUAGUAUGAUUUUAGUAUUAUUAUACACAAUUAUUGUCCAUAACUCGCGUCGAUUCUAUUUUAUUGUCGUGUACAAUGUGCUCGUAAAAUCGACUUUAUUAUAAUACAAAAUAAUCGCAUGAAAACACUUAUCCUAUUUUGUAUAUUAUGUUGAUUUUGUAGAAGUGCGUAGUAUAUAGGAUUUGUCAAAUUUCACGUUGAAGUUUAAUUUACCAUUAAAUGCUUACUCAUUUUUUUUCAAAAAAUGAUUUAUGUAAAACAUUUUGGCAGUGGCGUAACCAAGUUAAAAUUAUCGACGUUGCAAAAUGUUUAAUGUGUUCAGGGAUAUUUAAAUGUUCAUACCUCUUCGAAUCUUAUAAGAGGUGGGGAGGUCCAAUUUUUGUUUUACAUUUUUCCUCAUCCCCUAAUUACGCAACUAAAUAGAUUAGUUGCACGAAAUUUGUCCUACUGAACGCAAACUUGCUAUGACGUCGUGAUAGGCGGACACAGUAAAUGCGGGUGUGGCGUAACUACAUAAUAAUUUGAAUGUAUGAAAAAUAAAUCGUUCGGUAAAUUACUAGAUUUAUGUGUAUCGACAUUAUUGCAAAAAAAUUAAUUUUCGCUAUAUAUAUGCUAUGUACAGAGUAUGAAAUAGCAUCGUAUAAUUUAUUGCGUAUAAAAAAAUUCUAAUAAUAAUAAAAAAAAAAAAAAAAAAGAGAAGGAUAAUUUAAAAAUUGUACGCUUGAGGCAACGCGUGCGCAAUACUUAUCCGGACCUUCGUUAAAUACGGUCUUGUAUAAUAGGAAUUUAUAUUAUGUAUCUUUUGCCGGAACAGACCCUUAUAAUUGAAAUCCUAAACCGGCGCGUCCUAAUAAAAUUUAGUUACAAUAAUUAUUAUUUGUUAAUAAUAUUAUAUAGGUAUAAUUACGUCAUGUUCGCGAGUAAAUAAUAUUAUCAAGAAUUAUUUGGUACCUAUUAUAUUAUAUAAUGUAUAUAGAGUAGAGGCUAUAGCGAAAUCAUUUUAACAAGAGCUAUUUCUCGUGUCAUUAUGUGCAUGAAUAAAUGUAAGAUUAAAAAAUAAUAAUCGUGAGUGUACACUGCAGUACAAUGUACGUUAUAGUCGUAUUUAUCACCGGAAACGUAUUAUUAAAACUGAUAAACAAAAUCACGUUCAUCUAUUUUAUUAUUAUUUUCGUAUUGCAUGUUAUACUAAUAUAUAACAUGAUAAUAUUUAGGUACCUAAGUAAUUUUAUUUCUAAAGAAGAAAAAAAACUGUUGUGAAAUAAUAUUCCAAUACAUUACCUAUACGUAUCUGUAUAAAAAUUAUUAAUUAACAAAGACAUUUUUUUCUCUGUUAUAAUUCGUAAAUUAUUAUUGAUUUAUACGAGAAACACCGUCAGAUUUAUCUUAAUCCCAAACGAAUCGUUUUAUUAUAGGUAUACAUUCUAGGUGUUAUUGCAUAUAUAUAUUAUGUUUAACAUUUUAUUUAAAUCGUUUAUGGAUUUAUUUUAUAUUAUAAGUAUAGGUAAUAACUUCGAAAUUUUAGUCGAAUAAAAAACUAGAAAUCACAUAAACCUUUAAAACUUAAUUUUCACUAUUUGUCAGUGUUGUACACAUUUCUAUAAUGACGUUACUCUCAUUAUAUCGUUUAAACAAAAAUAUAAGUAGACGCAGCCAUAUCAAGUCAAACAAAAAAAAAGUUAUAAUUUGAUAUGAAACAUUAAAUUUUUUAAAGCUACAUGUUCUAUUGAAUCUAUACGAUUGACAUUCUUUUAUUUAUGCUUUAAUAACCGAAAACGGUGACGAGGACAUAAUAACUAGGUAAUUAAAUAUUUUAUCGUUGGAUUUAUUUGAAAAUGAAUCUGAUGCUUCGGCUUUACCUCAUUUUCUAUAAAAUGGUUCUAAAAAUCUUUUUUAGAAUCUUAACAUUUUAUUCAUAUAUAUCUCCGCUAGUGAAUCUAUAUACAGACUGUAUCGGCAGGGUUUAACCCGAAGUACUUUUAACUAUUUGGUAAACUUCUCGAAAAGCUUACGGGCGGGCUCCAGCAAUAAUAAUAUGUUUAAACGCCAAUCGAGAAACCGGCCGUCUUUACGUAUACGUAUAUACUUCUUUAGAUAAACCCAGUGGAUUGAAAAGCUUUCAGAAAUUAGUUCUCUAACCGCGCACUGCAAAUAUUUUCGUUGUGAAAUUCAGUGGAACGGAAUCGGGAAAAAUACAUUAUUAUGUAAUAUCUUUGAUGUGUGUGUAAAGUUAAGUUAAGUUGUUUGAACGUAUAAAAAUAUAUAUAUACAUUUUUUAAACUUCAUAUUAUAUAAUAUAAUAGGAGUAAGAAGCAGGUUUAAGCUAUCAGAUCAAUUCGAGGGGGGGGAUGAACUAUUGAAAGACAAUUUUUACGUUCUUGGAAUUAGAACUGAAGAGUUAUUGAUAAUAGAUAUUUUGUGAUAUGAAUAUAUAUAAAAAAUAUCCGAACAUCAUACGGCCUACGGGGGUGGGGGAAGGGUCGCUCCCCUUAGAUUCACGCCAGUAAAUAAUUUGAAAAAUUGUAUAGAUGAACGAUUAAAUUUGUUUUAAAAACUAUAAAUACCUAUAGUAACAAAUGAAUUACCAAAGAUCAUACCGAAAAAAAAAAAUAUGACUGAAUAUUAAAUCUCCACAGAUGAGCGGUAAUCAUUUUUUUAAAGCAAUGUAACAUAACAUUAUGUAUCAUUAAAAUAUUUAUUUUUUCAUAAUAUAUUGUCGUUCAGUAUGCGCGGUUAAUAUAAAUAAUAAAUAAUAAUAAUUUACUCGCCAGACUACCUAUUCGAUGGAUUCAAAAAUAUUUUUAACAUUAUAAUGUAUAUUAUAUAGGUAAGUGCACAUAAUUUAUUAGGUAUCUUAUGGCAAUUAUUAUAACAUUCGACUACUAUAAAUCAUACACGAUAAAUAAACUCCAAGUUUGUUUUCAUACUGUCUAAUAAAUCGUACGUUUAAAUUUUAAUAUUUGUUACGAUCUACAAAUUUGAUUGGAUGCGUAUGAAUAAUUAUUAUAUACUUAAUAACAUAUUAUGUUUUAGAUUCGGAGAAGCUAUUGGUUUUACUAAUUAUUACUAUUAUUUCUUGGAAAACGCUUUAUGGGUUAGUUAAAAUAUUCCGAUUUUUUCACGUCCUAAAAAAAUGCAGAUUUUUUGUCAAGUUGUUCCUUAUUUGAAAAAAAUGACUAGAUUUCCAACAGUUUUUCUAUAAAAAUCAAACAAAAUGUUGAUGUAUCGGCUUUCAAUUUUCAUUUUAUAAUAAAUUGUCCAUGAAUUACUUAUUUAUUCAAAAAUUGACUUUAAAAACUUUUUAUAAUUAUAUAUUCUGAAAUGUUAUAUUGUCUUUAGAGGGGAGAGAGGAAGACGGUGAAUCGACUACCUACUUUUGAUUUUCAAACAGUAACUUACAUUAAAAAUCCCAUAAACGGAGUAUUAAUUUAAACACAUUUCGGUGUUGGCAUUUUUAAUUAUCGUUAACCCGUUAAUGAGAUAUUCCACUAUUAAGUUUAGGUAGGGAAAGAGUAGCGGAGCUCUAUUCAAACGCCGCGUGCUAUGCCGCCAUACAAAUGAUGUUCCACUACUAACUCUCCCCUUAUCCAAACUUAAAAGAGAAAUAUCUAGUCAACGAGUCGACGAAAAUCAAACAUGGCAACACCAAAAUGUACUUAACUUAAUACUCCGUCUAUUUAUGGAAUAUUUAAUAUAGGUUUCUGCAAUAUAAGAAACCGUUUCAAUCCCAAAACUAAGGACAACCUAACGCUUUAGAAUAUAUAUAAUUUCAAAAAGUUAUUUUUUGAAAAAAUAAAUUCUUCAUAGAAAAUUUUACUGUAACAUGAAAUAUGAAAGACCCUGUUUUUAUGUUUUUUUAAAAUAUAUUUAAAUACACUAUUAUAAUAUUUUAGGUUUGAAUAAAAGGUAUUCACAUUUUUCUAGUGGCGUCAUUUAUUUGGGAAGCAACUUGGAUAUUUUCGCGAAUCUAACUUUUAGUUUUAUCUUAAUGUUGUUAUCUGAUUGUAUUGGGCCUGGUAAAAAAUGUUAAAGUAUCUAAGAAUGUUUAAAUGUAAGUAAAUAUCUGUUUGUUUUAUGUUAUCAUACACUAUAAGUAAUUUACAUGGAAAAAUGUCCGGUUCUUCUAUUUUUCGACUGAUUUCCAUGAUCACAAUUUAAAUUUCAUGAAAAUAACAUGUACUUAUUUCUUUGUAAAAGUAUGAAAAUCUGAAAUAUUAGUUUUUGUUAAAUCACUUUCUCUAUCAGUCGGCACAUUUGGUAACACCACUGCAGUCUACCGAAUAUGACCGAAUAUACCGAAUAUGAAUUAAUAUGACGCCACUGUAUAUCUCUUUGUUAGUAACUUUAUGUAUUUUUUUAUUUCUACUUCUAUCACUGUUUGCUAUUAAUAUGUUUUAUUAUGUAAAACAAUAGUAUUGUCAUGAUUCAUUACCGAGAAAAUUAUGAAAUAAAUUGAUUUUUUUCGUUUUUUUUUAAAUAAUAAUCAUUCAAAAUAAUUUUUUAAUUUUUCUUCUGCAGUAUAUAUUAUAUAUAUGUAUUAAUUGUAUCAUGUUAUUAUAACAAACGAACGAAAUGUUUUUUAUACGUAAAUAAAUAUUUAUUUUAAUUCACGUGUGCGAAUAUUAUGGAGAAAUUUAAUUCAAUUUUUUUUUUAUGUUAUUUAAAGUUGUUUACAUACAUGUUAAAAUGCAACAUAAACUAACGCGAAACCGUGUAAAUAAAACCUUUGCGCUCGUGUAUUCCUGAAUUUCAAUUAUGAAUACCAGGUAUAAAUAUACGAGCGUGGUUUAAAAUGAAAAUUGUUUUUUACCAAUUAUAGGUAUACAUAAAAAAAAAAAUGUAAUUUUAAUUAUAUCUACUAAAUCAAUUAAAAUAACAUCUAUACAAAACUAAAAAUUUUAAAAAUAAAAAAACAGAUCAAAAAUAACUUUUAAUUUUUAAAAUUAUUUUUUUUUUAAGUACCCUAAUCGAUAGUUUUACACUUUUAUCAUCUAAAGACUUUUUAUUCAUGUUAUACGGAUUUUGUAAUCUAUUUUCAUCGAUAUUUUAAAAUUUCAAAUGUAUGUUGAAAUUCGUUAAAAAUACAAGCAAUUUGUAUUUAUUUUAUAGUUACAAUAAUGAUUAGUUACCUAUAAGCAGAUCGACCAAACCUUCUUCUUGAAUUUAUGACCUACCCCAGUUAUGCCUCAGCCCAUCAGUGAGAGUAUUUCUACAUAAAAUAUAAUAUUUUACUACAAAAUCGACUAAUUUAAUCAAUUACCAUUUAUUUUCUCGUGAGCAUACCACAAGCAAAAUCGUACUCUAUUGAGUGUCCAACAGAGUAUAGACUUUACUGUGUGUCCAUUUGGACACAAAAAAACCUCCUAAAAAAUUCUCUGGUUCGAAUUGUCCGGUUUUUUUAUUUAUUAAAAUUAACUCUACUGAAUACAUGCAGUAGUUUGCGUUUGUAGAAUUUUGGUAUUUACGACCAUUUCACAAACUCCUUAUUUCUCAUAUCUUAGCUGAUUUUCAUUUUUCUUUUGAACCUAUAAAAAUCUUUCUAGUUGCGUCCUCGCGUAAAUAUUUCUGCGAUGUUAGGUUCGAGUCAGUCUCGUAUUUUCGAAACUCAACCUGCAUCAAAACGUGUUAAACCAAGCGUUUAUUCUAUCGCUUUAAAAUAAUAACUAUUAUUCAUUUUUCAUAUUAUUAAAUAAUAAAUAUAAUUUAUUAUUAGAAUUUAUACGAUAUAAUGUGCACUUUAAGUGCAAUAAUGUACUGCAAUUAGCUGCAGAAGAAUUUAAUAACAAUGGAAAAAAAAUGUAAAUUAAGGGAAACCUAACCCAGCAGCAUUCAACAAUGAUAUAUAGCUUUACUGCUCGUUUUAUUUCCCGAAUUAAAAUAUAAAAGUCGUAUAUAAUAUUGGUGUUAUAUAUUUUUUAAUCUUAUAAACCGUAUAUUUAUGUAUUCUAAUUUUACUUGUACCUAUUUAUAUAUUAAAAAAAAAAAUUAAUUUAAAUUAAAUUUAUAAUAUAAUCUAUAACAUUUUGUAAUUUAUUAUUUAAAACGUAUAUAUAUUUAAUUUCAGGGAUGGUCAAACAUUGGAUCGGGAUGUGUUGAUUUAUCCUCCCGUGCUUUUUCUUUAAAUGUGUAUUAUAAUAUAGGUACAUUAUGCUACCUAUUUUUGUUUAAUGUAAAUAAUAAUUAAUUUGCAAAAACUCAGUUUCAUCCUCCACAGGACAAAAUCAUUUGACCGCUACUGUUAAAUUUAUAUCUGAUGUACAGGGAACAUUAUAAAUAGGCAGUGAAAAGUUUAAUCGUAAUUCCGAACGGUUUAAUUGAAUAUAAUAAUAUACUAUACUCGCGCGUGCAUUGUAUAAAUAAAUUAGGGCACGGAUUUUUUGCACUACGACCGGGGGAAAAAAGUAGAUUUUUUUUGUUUUUAUUAUUCACUUAAAAACAUACGCAUACCAUAGGCGUAACUAGAUCAUACCCUUUGGGGUUGCUAAAAUUAUGGACACAUCAAAGACCCAUGGCGGCUAUGACCCCACACAAUAUCCGUAACACAACUCUUACAAUAAUCAACUACUUACACUUUUAAUUUAGAAUUUUGUACAUACAAAUUUAUCGUAACUAUUUUAACAUUAUUUUUCAUGCCCAAUGAAUUGUCUAUAGGAAACCUGUAUUUUAUUCUGUUCAUUAAUUUUGAAAUAUAUUAAUAAAAUAUUUAAUCAGACCUAUGAAAAAGUUAAUUGAGUUUUUUUUAGGGGCCCUAAUUUUAAACUUAGUGGUACUAAAGACCCUUUAGCACCCCCUAGUUGUGCCUAAACUAGAUACAUUUAUAUAUAUUAUUAUAAGUGUACAGUAAACAUACCCUCUACCAAACAAAAAGCGACUGAUUUCAAUUCAAGUGCAAAUUAAAUAAAUUAAAAAUAUUUGAAUACAAUAAUAACCUAAAAUAAUGCGAUUAAGUAUUAUAUUAUUUAAGAUGUAGGUCUAACGUAGAGUUAAUAAACAUUUCGUACUUAAUAGAGUGGUGUAUUAAUAUAUGUAUUAUUAUUACGGGUUUCAAAUUCUGGGAAUAAAUUCUAUAAUCUAAUCCAACCUUUUAGACUGUAUUUAUUAUAUUUCCAUAACAAUCUAUAUUAAAUUGAAAUGUCAUUAAUUUUUAGUUGGAAAAACGAAUAAUUUAAUGUUUUGGUUUACACAUAGCUAGCUGGUCUAUACAAUUAAUAUAUUAAAAUGACACCAAUAUUCAAUCCGCUAUAAACCGAUGCAGGUUAGAUUAGUUCCUAAAUAGAUACACUUGUUAAAAUAUACCUAUUUCAAUUCAAUGGUAAUUUUAGGGCAGAUUGAAUUAUAAAUUACUUACAAACAAUCUAUUAAUUAACUAUUGAUAUUGUAUUUAGCCUGGGUACACGUUAUACCUACAAUAUGGCACAAUUUUCAAAUUCAAUAUCUCCCUCCUUAUUGGCAAAAUCUUAAAUACGCCAUUUAUAACUUGCUAUAUAUUAACAUUCAUACUUACCGCGAUUUUGGUUUUCAUUAUAAUUAUAUAAUACAAUAUCAAAAUAUGUAUGCAUAUUUCAUUAUGAUAAUAUGACUAUAAAAAUAUUAAAAUGUUAUUAACGCAACGUGUUGUAAAAGUAUAUAAUUUACUUCCUUUUUUUUUUUUUUUUUUUUAUGAAAAACCAUAAAAUAUAUACAGAUAAUUUUUAAAAUCGACCAAAAUAAUACUAUAAAAAAAUAUAUUUUUUUUUAAUUUUCUGUUUUUCUAACUAUAAAAUGUAUAAUAAGUCUAUAAUAGAUUAACAAUUUUUUUUACCUUAUUACAAAAUAAUCGUAAUAAAAUAUAGCCUCGUAAGUCAACUGGAAUAAAAAAAAGUAAUAAUUAAAUUAUUAUUAUAUUUUUCAUGGUUGUUAAAAUACGCGUAUAAAACGUAUACAUUACGGUUAAAACAUAUGCUGGCACUUUUUUUUCCUUUGAAAUAAAUAGGUAAUAAUAGGUAAUAGAUAAUGUAAAAUAAUUAUUCAACAUUUAUUAAGUACCUAUACUGUAUGAAUUUUAACUAAUAUUCAUCAAUUCGUUUAGGCCUCUAGUCGGGAACGAAUACAUUCUACUGGGUGUUCGAUUCGAAGAGCUUCGCUCCAUGGCCAUGAGACGGGAGAAAAGUUGAAAAUGUUCACAGUGUAAUAAUAGUAAUCUCAAUUCUGCAAAAAUUCUAAGUUCUAGAUGUCCCUCUGGUUAACGGGUAGGAUAUAGGAGUAGGUAAAAUAGAGUAUUAUGUAAGAUAUAGAUAAUCGUGGAAUGUCUAGACGUUUUUUUUUUUUUUUUUUGAAGUGGUUGACGUUUUUGUGGCGAGUUCAUAGAGUAUAACGGGUAGGAUACAGGGGAAGAAAGUAAGACAUAGAAUGGAAGAUAUAGGACAGGAUGUAUGGAACGUCUACUAUGUACCGAAAUAUUAUACUGUUAUUUUCAGUUAAGUGUUUACUUUUUACAUAUAUUCAACUAGAAUAUAGGUAUCUAAAUAAAAACAAUGUAUAAAUAAAUAAAUCCACCCAAUUUUAAAAACAAUACUUUUAAAUGAAUUAAUUAAUAAUAAAAAAAUGUAUAUUUAUACGUUUUAUACGGUAUAUAAAACGAAAAAACCAAUAAAACCAAAUAGUUUUGUAAUAUGUAGGUUUUGUACGUUUAAUACGUGUUUUAUACACUAUUGUAUUAUAGAAUAUGUUCCAGUCCUGAAAUUUAUAACAUUUUAGUUUCCGUCAAUACUAUCUGUUACGCGAAAAAGGAACAGGAUGAUUUUCUAUUUUUUACCUAUAUAAAACACUUUCCAUUUGUGCUAUGGUGUAUUUCUUUUGGAACGCGUAUUUAUCACCGCGAAAUUAAUGGGCUUUUCAAACGAAACAUAAAUAUUUUACUCCUGUAUAGCAUAUUAUAUUAUCGUAAUAUAUUCUUUAUAUGUCUAAUAAUACCUACCGUCUAGAGCCCAUGGUAUAUUUUUAGUCGUGAAAUGUACAUAUAUAUAAAAUAUAUAUUAUACUCGGGUAGAUUAAAAAUCGGUACCCCAUAUAGCUAUUAGCAGCUAUAUUGUGUAGUUAGGAAAGAAAAUAUUGAAAUUAAACUUGUAAAGAAUAUAUAAAAUCAAGGUCGUGCGAUUGCCAGCUAUUGUUACGAUAUUAUUAUUGGUUUACAUAUUCCAUAUUCGACGUUCGUAUUAUAUUAUAUACCUAUACGUAUUGUUGAAGAAAUUUGAAUAUUCAAUUGUUAAACAAAUAAUUUACACUUUCCAACGGUAUACACUGCAAAUGUCGUAUUACACACAACUUCAGCGCCCUGUUCAAAUUAUUACACGAGUUUACGCGUAUACAGAGCGAUUGUUUUAUCGCGAGCACCGGGGACUAUCUUCGAAAUUGAUACAUGAUUACGCGUGGUACACCGAAAUAAGGGCAUGGUCGAGAGCAAUCCGUCGCUUUUUUCAAAUAAAUAACUGCCGAAUAGUAUUUAACCAAGACGAAAAGUAUUUUGGCUGAAAUUAAUUUUUCCGAAAAUAUUACAGACGACCAAAUAAUAUAGUGUCUGGUUACCACCGUGGACAGUAAUAAUACAGGUAUAACAUUGUGGCGAGCCACUGUCACGUUAACAUUCGAAUUAUUUCAAUCCAUUCAUUUUCCAUAAAUUGUAUUCUAUUUACUAUAAUGUUGUAUUUAUUCAAAUGUCCGUUAUUCGAUUUAAAACUAAUACACAUCAGCAGUGUUCCAAAACAAUGAUAAGAAACGUUGAUAACCCGUAUCGCCCAUAGAGUAGAUAUUAGGUCUGAAAUACGAUCGGUUGUAAUAUUUUUUACCGUAAUAAUAUACUGUCGCGGUCGGUGGAAUUUAUUUUUUUGCUCGGAUAUUUUCGGAUAAACUACUCCUCUCGCAGACUAUAUUUUUGAGCUAAAAUACUGUCUGCUGUUUUAUUCUACUAGGAUUUUUUUAUAUUUUUUUAUAACCCCUCUUAUAACACACUUAUUAUUUGGUAAUAAAUAAAAUAUAUACCCGGAGAGUAUGAACCUCUAUAUGUUAUGGUUGACGUAAUACCAGUUGCUUUUGUACAAAAAUAUAUAACAUUCAUAUACGAUUUUUUUUUUUUUCAUAUUAAUACUGUAUCGACUUUUUGUACAGGUACGUAUACACGUACAUACUAUACGUGUGUGUGUGUGUGCUUAUAUUAUUCAGUUAUAUAAUAACAUGUAAUCGUAAAAGUAUUUUAUCGCUCAAUACUUCUCUCUAUUCGUAUAAUAAAAAAAUAUAAAUAAAUAUAAAAAUAACACGAUUAUAAUAUUAAUGCGGUGUUUAUUUUCCGAAUAAUAAAUACUAUACUCCAGGUAGGUAUAGGAUGACUCUAUUAUAUACCUACUCGUUUUUAUGUAUGCGUCAUAAUUUUUAAUUUUUUCGUGACUUUUAAAACGCGGUGAAAAUAUUUUUUUUGAAAAAUCUACAGAUUUUCUCCUCGAUACAAAUCACAAUAUGGAAGUCGUAUUUUCUUAAAUAAUCACUUUUUACAUAAUAUUGUCGAAUGGGAAGCAAUUAUAUUAUACUGCAGCGAUCCUAUAACCGCUGCGAACCCGCACUAUAGCUGUGUGUAGCUUUGUGAAAUAAUAAUAUAAAAUAUCGGACGUUACUUCGCUCGUGAUGCGGUGAGAAUAAGUUCACUUCUUUAUAUAUAUAUACAUAUAGAAAAAUAAUAAAUCAUAUUAUAUCCUCUCCAUAAAUCUGAUAGUAUAUUAUUAUAUGGAAAAUAUUACGCGCGGUACGACGUUUUCCUUUUUUUUUCAAAAUUCUAUGUCCGUGACAAAAAACUAUAGUAAAACACGAUAGUUUUCAUAAACUCCCUCGGUUCCUCAUCGGAGGCUUCUUUACCUCGCGAGCAAACCCUGCAGCUACUAUCGUAUACACCUACUCUUAUUUUCGCCCUAUUCGUCUCCGUAUUAUAUAUUUUUACUCCGUCAACUCCACGUGCUCUCAUAAUCCCAACCGCCCUCCCCACCCUAUAAAUAACUUCUAGCGACUUUUUCUUUGAUCUAUGCUUUUUCUUUUAGCGUAUGUGUAAUCGAUUUUUCGCGUUAAAGUUUCACACCAAAAGCGCACAUACACAUAGAUCUAUACAAUCGCGGACAAGAGCUAGCGGUUAUAUAGCGGUACUUAAAGAGGUCGUUUUUCUCGACCGCGAUUUUCCCGGCCGCAAAAUUGCGAAAAACCGCGUCCGAGGAUUUAUGACUCGCGCCGCUGCUGCGGGUUUUAACAAAAUCGAUUUUGUCGUAUAUAAUAUAUCCAAUUUAUAUUAUAGAAAACAAUAAUAUUCUCGACACUUCGACCGUGAAAAACGUGACAGGAUUUUUAACAAUAAUGCCGAAUCUAUCGCGGGGAAUUUUAUAAAAAUCCGUUUUAAAUUCGAUUUGGAUAUUAUAUAUAUAUAAACGUUCGUUAUAAACAAUCGUAAUUUAUAUUUUAUAUUUAUAAUUUACAGAAAAAUGUAGGUUCUUUUCCGAAUUCGGCCCCCGGGGUCCUUUAUGAUGACGUCCUACCUCCCGUAUUUUAGGUGUUUCGCGUAGGGUGUUUUUUCGAAAUCGUUGGAAAAAUUAAUUUUCUAUCGACUGAAAAUAAUUCAAAUUCGCUUUAAAAUACAUUUACGAGUAGUCCCGAGUGAUUAUUAUAAUUAUUAAUUAUUUUGUAAUCAGUGAAAUUAACAAAAAUGUUUACGGUGAAAUCGUUGCGCGCGGGCUUUAAACUUAAUUAAGAAACCAAAUACAAAUUUCACCAUACAAAAAUUAAAACCGGUACUGUGCAAUAUUUGUUUUAAUAUUUAAUUCUUUGAUAUCAUUAUUGCUGCGAAAAUAGUUAUUUGAGUUUGAAAAACUUAAAACUAUCAUAUUUUAAAACAAUAAUAACUUUUUUUAUGGUAUCAAAAAAUUAAAACCAACGCGUUGUACAGUGCGAGUUAUUUCUUUUGUGCGGUGAAAAUUUGGUUUCUUUAUUAAUAGUCUAUAACCCGAUUAAUUUUUGCCCGGGGAAAUAAGUUUUUACAAUCAAAUCGCGAAAUUUCGGGUAGGUACCAAGCCCUCGUAAUCCGACCUCGGUUUCUGAAACGGACGUGAUACCCCGCAAAUUUAUGUUCAGCUGAGGACUUUGUGCUGUUAGUUUAAAAAUUAGAGUGAAUUAGAGCGAUCUAUAAUCAAACUUAUAAAGAUGAGAAAACUAUCCGUGCAACGUUGGCGCUAUUUGUGCGGUUAAUUUCAAGCAAGAUAUAAGUAUUAUUGAAUUGUAAUAUUUUACAUAACUAUACUCACGUCUCACUGAAAAAUUAAAAUAUUGAAAAAAUAGAGCAUGCGAUCAUUACACUGUGAUAUUAAAAAUAACAACGCAAUAUUGUCCCUGCUGAACACAAAUUUACUGUGACGUCUGUUUGUAAGGCUGAGACGACACGUGCGGAUAUUCACGCCGUCUUAAGGCGCGUUGUUUAGACCAUGGCCCGAACACGAUUGAACGAACGAAUACGAGGGGAAUUCUGUAGACUUUCUACCAACCGUUUAUGUUAGUGGGCCGUACGACCGUCCGUUGUUCGUUCUCGGACCGUAGUUUAAACGCUCUUUUGUGUGAUAGUCGCACGAUGAAAACACACCGUAGUACAAUAAUAUCACGCUUAAAAAAACAAAAAUUUUAAUAUCCGCUCGUUUCCAAACCGAAAUGUUAUGUGUAUAUAAUCGUUACUGCGAUGUACCGCGGUCGGUUUAAUUACGUCAUCCUAUGUGUAAGAUAAUAUAUAUAUAUAUAUAGUGUGUAUAUUAUAUAUGUACGAAUAGAGUACAUCGGGUUAAAAAAAAAAAAAUAAAAAAACGUAGUAUCUAAGUACGCCGCGCUCGGUUUGAGUUAUGGUACUUCAUAAUAAAAAAAAAAUGUAAUUAUAUGCUUUCGCUACUUCCCAUUUAUAUUUGAGGGACCGACCCUCUUGUUCUCACACACCGUCCAUUUCGUGUUGCAGCACACCAUCUAAACCCUCGCCCCCGUAUAUAUAACCCUUGUUAACACGUCUCGUCUAUCUCCGUUUCGCCGGAGAUAUAUUAUAUAAUAUCUCCAACCCGCGCGGCCGAGUUCUGUUUUUUCGACAAUACGUACACGCGGUCCCGGUGUGUAAUCUCUCCAAUCAAACGUCGGUCUCGGUUUUACACUAUUACAAGACUCGUCGUAACUACCGGGCGUUUUUCAAAAGGGAGUUUUCCGCGUCCAAAUAGACACGGUACCCCAAUGUCGAUUGGACACCGAGUAGAGUACAAUUUUGCUUACUGCGUGUCGGCCAUUAGGAAAUAAAUAACAAAAAUUAUCGAAUUACUAAAAUAUUAUAUUUUGUAUAAGAAAUACUCUAAAUCAGAGGUAACUGAGGAAAUUAUAGAUAAAUAUUUGGUCUACCUGAUCACGGGGCUUCGGAGAGAGACGGGCAGUGGAUAAUCAUAACAAAUGUGUGUAAAUACAUGUAUUUUUUUUUUUUUUUUUUAUAAAAUUUAUCCGGCAAACCGUUAAAAAUGGCCCGAUAUAGAAGAUUUUGAGCUACAUACUGUAUAUCUUUAAAUAUAGUAGGUAUAUAAUAUUAUAUUUGUUCGAGUUGUACAAAAAACUAUUUUCAUGCGAACAGGUAAUUUUUUUUUUUUUUACGUACCGUUAGUUGCAGUAAAAUAACGUCGACUCGAGUGUAUUACCGAGUUUAUGCGACUUUUUAUAUAUUUAAAAUAUACGUUACUUUUCCUAGAAUUCGUGCCUAGAUGAAAUUGUAAUCGUCUGUAAAAUGUCCGGGGGGGGGGGGGGGUCAAAGUGGCGGGUUUGAGGGAUCUAAGGAGAUUUAUUUCUGAUCAAAUUUAAAAUCAGAUUAAGACUGAGUGGAGCUCGUCCAAAUGGUUAUAGGUUUUCGGACAACUUUGUCGUAUUAUUCCUCUGUGAUGUAACCACCGAGGAAACCCGGAAAUCAACCCAAAAACGUGCAAAGACCCUAAAUCUAAACGUAAUAUUUUUAAUUGAAUAUAAUUGAGUAUAAUUGAAUAACUAUAUAGAAAUUGAAAUUUAAAAAUCCAGUUUCGAUAUAAUAUGUUGAUUAAAAAUUCCCAUCUGCCACCCAUCCAUGUUCAAAUUUAAGAUUUCUUCAUAUUAAACAUUUUUUCCAAAAACCUGUGUAAUAUCGUCGGUCAUCAGUUGUAAGUUUUUUUAUUUUCCUGACUUGAAAAUUUUAAAAAAAUAAGAAUAAUAUCGAUGUAUAUAUAUAUAUGUAUAAUAAUAUCGAUUAACCGCAUCUUUUAACGAAGUACGGUGUGAAAGUUUUGUGUGAUUUUUAUUAACCGAAAAAAUACACGUCGCAAAUUUAAAAAAAAAAAAAACAAUAAAGCUGCACAUAUGAAUAAUUCCUCGCUCGGCUUGAAUCUAAAAUAGUUUUUGAUUUUAAAUUCAACGCAAAUAAAACGACGUGAACACUGAAACAUACGAAAAGCCCAAAAUUGUAUUAAUAUAUUUUAUAGAAAUCACAGUACAGUUUUAACAUUUGCCACUUUAAACCCCGGUAAAAGUCUGUUACGGAUCGUUUGGUAGCGAGAGAAAAAGGUAUGGGGGGGGGUAAACGAUAAAAUAUAUGUUAUAUAAAUGACGAUUUCGAACGCGGUCUUUAUAUGGUACCAAUCAUUAGUUUAUAUAUAAAACGGAGAGAAAAAUACAACACGAAAUAUACCGUUUCGGAGUACGAUAUGAUGUGUCAAUUGCACACUACAUUUCGGUUAUAUGCGCGGUGACGUUAGUGUCUGAAAAUCGAGAAAUAUAUUUUAACCCCGACGAAAAUAUUAUAUAAUAUUAAAUUCGGUGGUUAAAGUGGAGAGGGUGACGCAGCGCCCUUCUUAUUUAAGGUAAAAAUUAUCGGUCUCCUUUAGUUUUAGUCUUCGGUGUCCGGGGGGACGCUUUAGUUACUGCGUCAGUGAGGCAUUUUUAAUGAAAUUUUAAAAACUCUAAUUAGUCCCAUUAAAAAUAAAUAAUUCUUUAAUGCUCGUUUAAUCCAAUUUAAACAUAAUAAUCUGACUAUGAUUCACUUUAAUUUUACUGUACAGCCGUACACGUGUAGGAUAAUAUUUAGGAAAGGGUUAGUUUAAGCCCUAUAUUGGCGUAACGUUUUUAGAAAUAAUAUAUGUGUGUGUGUUGGGGGAUUGAAACAUUUCGGAAGUCUUGUACCCGCGAUGGGCUUUCAAAAGUUUUAUAGGAUUUAAUUAUUAGUUCUCGGAAACGUCCCUUAAUUUUCGAAAAAUACAGUUUCCCCGCCCCAGAAGUGUUUUCCGCUUUAAACUCUGUUGAUUAUACUUAUAUAUUACAAAGGCUGCAGUUGUGAAAAGUCUGGGAUCCACGUAUAAAUAAUUAAAAAUAUUAUACUCGCCGUACUGUAGUAUCGACUAUCCAGUUUAAGACAACUCAAAAAAGAACUUCUUUCGGGAAAGUGGUUUAAAAAUUCAACGUACAGUAAACUACUAAAAAGAAAAUAAAUUAAUUGUGAAUAUAAUUUUUGGUAUGGUAUGACACGAGUGUUAUUACUUUAUAUUUUCAUCAUAACCUAUAUUAUAUAAGUAUACGAAUUGAUUGCCGUAAGUAUACUUGGUGCGCUUUGAAAACGGGACACAUGUUAACCCAAAAUGUUUUAUUCUAAAACGAAACAAAAACUUUCUAGUGCUGAAUAAUUCAACUGAUUUUUUUUUGCAUUCUUGAAUUGAAAGUGUUUUGAAAAGGAGAAAAAAUGGUGUAUACUGCAGCGUGCGACUGCUCUCGUAAAAUCAUUAAUGAACAUAAUACAGCGACACAGUGCAUAUGUGUAUAGUGUCGCUCGUCUAUAUAUUGCACCCAGUGGCAUAACUACACAUUAAAGCGCCCCGAGACGAAAUAUAUUUUUCGCCCCUAUAACAGGAAAUAGAAAUCAUUAUAGUCGCACAUUAGUCACCGAAACAGUGCUAUGGUAAUAUAUUUUUGACUCGGUAAUUAUGGUCUUUUUUUUUUUUAAUGAAACCAAUAACACCUUAGAUUUAAAAAAAUAUCGCGUUUUACUCUACGUGUAUUCGUAUAAUUUUAAAAUUUAUAUCUAACGCAUUUUUAUGAAAUCGUGAAACAAUUCGUACGCAAUACCUAAUUGUCCAGCGUUAAAACAUAUUAUACACUGCAGUAUCUUUUCAAUAUCAUCGCCUUUAUCAGUUUAUUGUCACUGCAGGUUCGUGACGUGAACGCAGUGGCGUAGUGGUAUGACGGGCAACGAGCCCCGGGCCCAAGACUAUGGGCCCCGAAUCAGGGCCAUAGGCGUUAUUGGACAAGUAAAGGCCUUUUGCGAAUGGCCUUUUUCUUAUCGUCGUUUAUACAAUUUAUUUUGCCGCGGACAUUAGAAGUUCUAGUUACGCCACUGAAUCAAUAUCGUCUACCGAACACUCGGCGAUCACCGGCGACGGCGGCAGUGCCCCUCAUAGCGCAUGCGAGCCCCCGACGAAAUUGUGUGCGCCGCCUGACCCGGCCCGUUGGCCGUGAUUUACACGAGGACGACGGGGCGGCCGCGAUAAAGACAAUUAAAAACAAAAAAACAAAAAAUAUGCGCCGGCGAAAGUUUAAUCUUAUCGGCGCGACGGCUAAAGCAGAUCCGCAAGCAGCUUUUGUGAGUAAUUGUCGCGUCGCCCGGACGUUUUGUUACUCGCAUGUGGCGGUACACGGUAUUAUUAUACGCGCGGUUCGGGCGCACGUUAAAUCUUCUUGACAGUUAAUUUCGAGUGUAUAACGCGGCCCGAGCAUAAUAUAAAGUCGGGCCGUGCAAAGGCGCCGUGCAACGUUUCGCGGCGAACUUUUAUAUUGUAUUAACGGGCGGGGGGGGAGGAGAGGGACGCGAAGCACAACGCAAAGUUAUAUCGCUCCGCCCGAAUAACAUACAGUGACGAGACGAGAAAAAGACUGGUGCGUUUCGCACGACGCGACGGGGGACCGCCGUUCCAGGUGGGAAGUUGGGAAGGCGGCGGUAGCGCACGCGGGAUUUUUUUCAGGGGGGGGGAAAUUUUUUUAUGAUAAUUUCUUAGAGAGGGGACGACGCGUGUUAUCGGUACAUUACUAUCAUUGUGUUAUUGCUGAAUAAAUGAUUUUUGAUGAAAUUCAAUUUUUAUUUUAUUUCCGUGAUCAAAGAUGGUCGGUUGUUGUAUAUAAAACUUGAUUUGAAAAAAAAAUGCAGCGAAAGAAGAAAUUUCGAUUGGGGGAGGUGAUUCCCUAACCCUCCCACCCCUCUGUGUACGCCGCUGGAAGGCGGGAUACGCUCGUGUACCAGUCGUAUUUGGAAAUUCGUCCGAUUCCGGAAUCGAGCACAUCGAUGGCUAAAUAAAUCGGCCCGUUUCACGAACUGAGCAAAACCAGUGACGGACGAUUGAAGUUUUCGACAUUAUAACGGACGUUGAACAGACGUUUUUUUUUUUUUUAAAUUUGUCGCUGUUGUUGCGUACCUGUUAGUUAUUUGCAUAUUGUCUACGGUGCAUAGGCCAUUACGAUAAUGGUAUUUCGUACGAAAUAUUUGUACGGUUAAUCGGUUAACAGGGAAUAAAAACAACAAUCAUUUUUAUAGAACGUAUCGGUUUUCGUUUUUAUCGCGCGCGUUCGGUGUCGAACGACGUUUCCAAGAGCACCGGUUUCUAGUGUUAACGAAACGGACGGGGUUUUUUUUUUUUUUUGAAACCCGUAAAAAAACGCCCGUUUCGCGAAUCGGUCGCCUACUACACGUAGGGCGAAACGCAUACGCGUACGCGUAUAACGACGUACAACGAUAAUCUCACGAACGUCUCGCGUAAUUACGUUGUCAUCGGCUCGCGUACUGUUGUCGCGUAACUCGCGGGCCAACGCGACGACGGGAACGACGCGCGCGUACAAACAAUCGCGCCUCGCCCGACAACGACCUCCCGCGCGCGCCUCGCGUAUUGUUUAAUACGCUUACGGCGUUAUUCGCGCGCCGGCCGCCGCCGCCGCCGCCGUUACGGGGCGCCGGGGCACGGCGCCCGUAUCGCAUACAGGGCGUAGCGCGGAGUCCCGACACCUGGAACUCAUGUCCCGGUCGUCGACGUUUUCGAUUUUCACCGCGACGAAUGUCGCGUGUCGUGGUACGCGGUGCGGUCUCGGCUCGCUGCGAUAACUGCCGUACGCGGUAUUCGAGGUAAUUCCAACCCUUCAUUCCGAUUUUAUUUUAAUUGAUUAUUAAGUUGAAUUUAUUUGUGUGUUCGUCAAAUUACCGUAUAGUUGAGCCUUCGUCGUAAACUCGAUAAAUAAAUAACGACCUAUGGGGUGUAUUGUGUAAUUUUCGACGCUGGAUUCGAAAAGUCUUAUUUAUUAUAAUUAUUAUUAUUUUUUUUUUUUUCGAGCUGCUUCGAUAGUUGUGUGUUAUCACAUUAAGCGGCCAGUGGUCACAUUGACUGAUCGACAUCCGCUCAUGUCAGUUAAAAGCAUAAUUUUUGGACCGAAAGGAUAUUGCCGCCCCUCCCUCUAAAAAACGAACCAAUUGAGGGAGGUAAAUUUAACUAAAAAGAAUAUAAUUUUUCAAAAAAAAAUUCAAACGUACGUUGCGUAAUCGCGUGGUUAUCUUUACAAAUAAUUUUUUGAAAAAUCGACAAAAAUCAUAUUUUUCACAGACUCUAGACGGUUCGAGUAAUUUUUGAGACGCGAAAAAAAACUGGCUUGAAAAUAAUAGGACUAUUCGAAUCUGCAAGUGUCAACAAUAUGACAUGUUACAAUCAAACAAUAGUUUACUUGUUAAACAAUUAAAAUCUAUCGUAAUUUGGGUAUUUUAGUAUCCGCUAUCACUACCUCCCGAAAACAGAAUUCAAGUCCAAAGUUAUCCGGCCCAAAUAUUUAUUGUUAUCUGGAUACGUGAACACGCUGUAUAAUACACUAAACUUGCUGUCUAUUUGUUUUUGUUUCUAAACAAAACACUUUUGGUGUUUUCCGAUUACGAUUAGUGGGGUGCACAGCGGGGGUUUAGAAGUUACAUCUCUCUGUUGGCUUAAAAAUACAACAACUGUGAGUGCAUUUAUUUUUGAAAUUUAGUAUCGAAAUGUAGAGUACACAUUUCAGCCGAGAUAGACGAGGAAAAGCUUUGUUUAUCAAUUAAAAAUUGGAUUUUUUUGGUUUUUUGAAAUGGUUAUAAAACGUCCACAUUAUAUAAUAUUAUAGUCAAGUUUGGUAAUGAUUUGGUCAUCGUUAUUAUUUGCUACAAUCACUCCCAUUGAACAUUUCUGGGAUAUAAUUCGAAACAAUCAACACGCACAAUAAUGACACCGAAAAUUAAACAUUAUCAACGAGGAAUUUUCAAUAAUUGAUAUCACGCGACAUUAUGUCGUGUGACGCGUCAUUUUUGGAAAGAAAAUAACAAGUCUGUGAUGUUAAAACACAAAGGUACAUCGGAUACCCGAAAAUGAUGUAUUCUGUGUUCCGAUACCGCGGCGCACGUGGCCAAAACUGUGAAAAUUAUAUUGUUAAUUAUAUUUCUCCUCUUUAGAUUUCAAUCGUCGGAUCGUUUAACAUCAACACUAUGACUUCUCUGCGUUUUUAUCUUAAGAUUGCUUUGUUCUCGAAUUAUCCGCGCUCCCACGCAUCUUUUAUACUAUUGAAUAAACCAUAACACUCGUUCUUGGCCUGCCUCUUCCUCGCGCUAUUUCCCUUCAAUCAUCAUUUCUAAACUAUACAACGCCACAGCUGAAGUGCAGCUAUAUCGUUAUGUAUCAGCGAAUGACCUAUCUUUUACUGAUGAUCAGGCUCGGGACUUUAUGCACUUAAAAUCCAACUACAAAGUUAUCAGACGCUCUUCAAAAAAAGCUUGAAAAUGCACUUUAAAAAACAAAACAAAAAAACGGUAGUAUGUUUUUAAACAUUUCACGUCUAACGGCUCUAACUUAUAAAAUACAAUUUUCGAACUCUACAAAAAUUAUUAACACGAGCUUAUAAAUAAAAUUGGAAAUAUUAUAAAAAAAAAUAUUUUAUGUUAAUCGUUUUUUUAGUGUUGGAAAAUUGCAAUUUAAUGCUCAGAGCCGUUAUAGGAUAUGGGGAUGGAAAUUGUAAAUCUAUCUGAGCCCUUUUUUUUAAAUAUUUUUUUUUCAAGACUCCUUUGACGUUUUCAAGCUGUUUUCUGCGGAUACUGUAUGAAUUAAGUCCCCGAGCCUUGCUCGGUGAUCAAUUUCUAUACAAAUGAGAUCCGGGAGCGAAAUUCGGCGGCGAUAAUCUUAUUUCGUUGGCUGACUACAAAUCGCAUUGUUAUUGUAUUAUUGAAACCGAACCGGUCCGUCUGAAAGUAAUUCUGCGCGCGCGCGUACCCCGGGUACGAACACGGAAUUUCUUCGCGCCCUGUAUGCAUUGUUAUAAUACGAAGCGCUCGAUUGUGCCCGUAUUCGCAUAGGUGUUUCGUCAUCAUUACUGUCGUUAUACGUUAUAAUAAUAAUAAUAAUAAUAAUUUCGAACGGCAGAAACUGUGUGUGUGUGCGUGUGUGUGUGUGUGUGUGUGCGUGUGGGAGGUGGGGGGGGGGGUGUUUGAAUUACAUAACUUACGGUGUUACAGUCGGCGUGUACGCGCGACUCGCGCCGCCGAGUCGAAUAUCUCUCGCCCGCCGUCCCGCACUGCGUUCGAAACUAUGCGGAAAAUAAUAAUACAAAGUAGGGGACGGCGGCGCCACCGGAGCGAUAUAGCGGCGGCACGCGAAAUCCGCCCCGGCCCGCACGCAUUAGAGCCGAAGCCGCCGACGCCCCCCCCCUUACCCCCGCCGUCCGCCGGGACGCACGCCGAGCGGAAAUGGGUUGGCGCGCAUAGGUCCGGGUUUUUUCAGGCAGGUCGGUGCGGCUAGCGUGCGUUUGCGCGGCCGCGAGUCGGUCCGACGCGGCGGAAAACAAUAAUAAUAUGUUGUACGAUAUCAUUGCGUACGGGUUUACAGUGCGUAUUGCGUCCGCACGAAACCGGGCCGGACGGCCGACGUGAAAGCGACAGCGGAUUUUUCGUCGGCGCGUAGAAAACAAUUGCAUUAUUUUUUUUUUAUUUUUUUUUCCCCGAGGGUUUUUUUUUCAUUUUUCGGUCGUUUUAUUAUUUAUUGUCGUCGUGUGUCGUUGUACGCUCGCGCUAUUCCGUACGCUAAUGUUGCGCGGUGUGUUCUACGCGCGCGCGCACGUACGCGGCGAUGUUUAAUAACCGAAAAAUUAAAUUUUACGCCGCCGAUCGGUUCGACGCGACGCGUAACGAUGACGGGUGGCGGGGUGAGAGCGUGGGCCGGAUGAGGGGUAGGGAAGGAGAAGAAGAAAAAAGCAAUUUGGACGCGCGCGGUAACCGGGUUAUUCCCGGACUCGAUAAACAAUCGCGGGGGUGUUUUAUUUUUAUUUUAUUUUUUUUAUUAGUUUAGGGCUCCCCAGAGGCGCCCUAUCGAUCUUCGGUCGAAGUGCGCAACGGGCUCGCGAGCGACCGAUGGAGAACGGGGCAGGGGCGGUGGGAAGGCGCGGAACGUUUUCACGUCGUAAUCGUUAUAACAUUGAACACGACUUUUGUCGUCGGCGACACGUGCGCCUACUCCGUACAACACGUAUAAGCAGUCGUUCUUCGUAUAGUGUACACGCGCGAAUUCGACGGUAACGACAAUACAACGGGACGGCGGCGCAUGAUAAUAUUUUUAAUUGUCGUUGAUCGCGCGGCAGAACCGUUGAAAAUUUAAUGCGGGCGGCGGCCUACGUGCGAGGAGACUUUCACCCUUCACGCGCGCGCUUUCAAAAUAAUAAUACACAGAGUGUGUAUAAUAAACUUUGCACGCGCGAAACAAUAAUACGGGCCGCCGCCGCCGCAGUAAACGUUUAUUUUAUGGCGUCCCUAGACCGCCGCCGCCGCCGCCGCCGAACGGAUGCUUAAAUUAUUAACCAGAACAAACAGAGGCGGUCGCGUUUAAAAGCCGGCAGCCAGCGCCGGCGAUGACGGCGGCCCUACGCGCGGGGUUGUUCGGCUCGACCGUAUACGCGAGUGACAACCAACCGCGCCGGUCCGUGUAUUAACCGGGCGCCGAGAAUGCACGCGGCGCCCCCGCCCUUACGCGUUUCGGUCCCGGAUAAGUCAACCUAACCAUUCACGAUUUUUGAAAAUGUUCCGAGAUAAAAAAAAAAAAAACAAAAAAACAAACUAGAACCGUACUUGUGAUGGUUCGUGUAAUACCUUUAAAAUAAUAAUUUCAAAAGUUGUGUGUAUAUUAAAUAAAUAAUUCACCAAAUUGUUUGGGGAAUCGCGAUUAAAGUUUUACCCGAUCGGUUGAAAAUAAUUAAAUUUGUUUAUUAAUUUCAUAUACCUAGCUCAUAAUAAUAAAAAGUUUUUACUGCUGCGGAAUAUACGACGCCGGAGGACGGGCGGUUUAUUUUUCAAUUCCGACUUCUCCCUAUACCGAUAUAGAUUCUUAUAUUAUAUUAAUUCGAAGUUUCUGAAUAUUCUUAUACGUUCUUAUGGAAAAUUCAAAGAUUUCGAGAAAAUAUUCACUUUUUAUGGUCGCAGUGAAUAAAGAUUAUAAUAUUUAUAAAAGAAAAUUCUGUUUAUUUCUAUAGAUAAAUUCUCGGAAAGCGUGCAAUAGAUUUUUUUUUUCUGGUCAUUGCUUUUGAACGACUUUUAUAUAGAAAAAAAAAUAAAAAAACCACUGCUCAAAGAGUGCCUAUUGCAGCAACUAACAGUUUAAUGGUGAUGAUCUUGGUGGCGUAAUUACGGGGGUGCGCUUACACCCCCCCCCUGUGAUUAUAUAACGGUUACAGAGAUGUGAUUUUGCAUCUACCUGCCGAAGCUGAACUCCAGCCCUUUUAAAAAAAAAAAUAAUCUAUUUCAUCGCUUUUUUAUCUAUUCGAUAGCCGAUAUAAACUGAUUGAUUAGCCCGAACACAGCCCGUUUGUUUGUUAACCGUAAUACUAUACAGAUCAUUGAAUGCACGAAAAACGCGCGUCCGUACAUUUUGAUUGUCGGUGUGCAAUCGCUUUGGAGAUGACAAAAAAUGGACGUUUUGCACCGGGCUGAAAUUUAAUCGAAUCACGCCAGUGCACGAUCUAAAAUGUAUCAUAGAGUGUCUACAUAAUAAUAGUAUGAUUGUUAAAUAAAUUUCAAAAAAUCGCAAAAAAAAAAAAAAAACCAGAGUAUUAUAUAUACUCGCUGAAAAUAAUACGGAUAUAAUUUUCGAAAAGAUUACUCUCUAAUAAAAAAAAAAAGAAAAAAAAAGAGCUGUAUAUAAUCCGCAUUGUUACAUUUUAAUGUGUGUACACAGUGAUUUUAAUAAGGUCAUGACAUUUUUACUCGCUUCGUAAUUAUAGUUAAUAUACGGACGAAUACAACAAUAAUCGAGAAAUGUGUAACGAAAACGAUUUGACACUACACGUAAUAAUUAUUAUUACAUUAUUAUGUAUACGCAGCAACGAGACUGCCGACUGAACUCACCUAAGAAAUUAAAUUCAAAUUUACGUGUAUUACAUUUCGUAAAUAUAAAUUAUUACAGGUAUUAUAGUACCUAUAGAAUUGUAAAAUAAAUACCACUUGUUCGUUUAAAACAAAAACAACUCUCUCCUCCCCCCCUCCUUCUCCCACGGUCCGUCGGGGAAAUUGUUACAAACGAACCGAAACCAUUUUCUCCGGUAUUACUGUAUUAGGUGCAUUUGUUAAACGCUUUUCCUUUUGUAAGUUAUUUUUCAAGCUCGAAAUACUAUAUUACAUCUUUUAUAAAUAAACUACAAGCCUAUACCUUACAUAUAUAUUCGUAUAAGAAUCGAUUUUCAAACCCCAUAUAGUUGUGGCACUUGCGCAACUCAAAACCUAAUAUCCCAGUAAUCUUAUAUGAUUCGAUUACAGUUUCGUGUCCGCAUCAUAAAAGUAGGUACGUUCGAUAAACAUUCGUGUUUCCUGUGGUCUUUCGCCGCCGGUGCGGUGGCCGUGUACGUUUUGAAAUGUUAUUAAUAUUAUUGUUUUAAACGUUUCGUAUCUUGUAAAACGUCCGCGACGACGGUGUUUUUUUUUUUUUUCAAAUCAAAUUUAUAUUCAAAAUUAUUCAUGUAUUCGUAUCGUAUAAUAUUAUACAUAAACUAUUUAUAGACUUGUGAAUUCGGAACAAAGUGCUGCGACGAAGCAAUCGGUUUAUUUUAAAAAGUAAUUUGUUUUGUCCGCAUAUAAACUCUUAAAGUUAAUGUGAUAUUAUGUUCUUAUUUAUGUCUUAUAUAAUAAAAACACUAUUAUUAUUACAGCACUUGGCGCGCGUCAUAUCAUAUAGAGGUGCCCACUGCAGUUAAUCGACUGUAAGUUGCGCGUAAUUUAUACAAAUAAUCACUUUGAAAUGUGCAAAAUCUGCACCGUUUUCGAAUGUACGGGUGUGUAUGGGUAAACGUUUACCGUGUAUUAAUAUGAGCUUUUGGUCGGAAGAAAAACCAUGUCGGUGACAUAUCAGUCGUCGUGCAAAGAGAAAUAUUAAUUUCAGUAACGAAACAUAAUUGUAUAGACAAUUUACAGUCAAUAACUUGACUAAAGUGCGUUUGGCGUAUCUAGCUACGAAACAUCAAUUUCCGUUGGAGAACGGACGUUCCGGACGAAUCGCAUUAUCUGGACGGACGUAUUGCAAUACGUCUUUUCGAUCCCGAGUGAAGCGAGAAAUGUUUUACAACGAUGUGUAUUUUUUUUCUUAUCGAUGAACUACUAUUGACCUCUGUAUAAUCUCGCUUUAGUAGUAGAUUUCUACAGGUGUGGUUUUCGGUGUAGCGACUUUUAUCCCGUCGAUGCUUUUGCAGAGGAGGAAAAAGGAGUUGUAUUGAUUAUUCCCGUUACUAAUCUCCACAGUAUUAAAUUUUAAACCGAGAAAAAUCAAGAGAAAAGUAUCGCAAUAUACACCUCGAGGAAUCAUUUUCCAUUGCGAUAAUUAUUUAUCCUUGGAAAUCAAUUAAUUAUACCCUAUUUUUUUUUUUUGCAUAUAUAUAUUCAAUAUUAUAUUAGCGUUUUUAAAAGCCAAAUCGUAAUAUUCACAACUGUACGGUAACCUAACCUAACCUAUCUACAUACUCGUGUACACGAUAAAAAGUAUAUUUGAUUAAAAUGUGUAUAAGGCGUCAUUUUAUAACGAAGCAUUUGAAUACAUUAUAAUAAUAUUCCGCGAAUAUGCGAAUACAAAUUAUAUAUAUAUAUAUAUAUAUAUAUAUAUAUAAUAUAUAUUUGUAUAUAUAUAUAUAUAUAUAUACAAAAAAGAAAAACGAAUUUAAUUCAAUUGUACGAUUCGAACGAGUACGUGCAUUAUGUAGAAAUAAGGUUUACAAUUGAGUAUAGGUACAAAAUAACAUUAAUAAUGUUUAACGUUGAACGCGUAAAAUUAUACGUAAUGUAAUCAAAAUCGUUAAAUUUUUGGCGUGCGCACAUAUUAAUGAGAUACAUCCGCGCUGUACACGAUAUAAUAUUGUUUAUACUGAUUUAAUAUAUGUAUAUAUAUAUAUAUUAUAUAUUAUAUUCGCAAAUUUGAUUAAAUUCCGAACGGCCAUUUAAUACUACUAAUCCACCGUAUAUAUAGCGUGUAUGAUGUGUAUCCUAUGCAUGUAUAUCCUAUCGUAUAUGAUGUUUAUACCGCACGUAUAUAACAGUAUACGUCCGGAUGAGUAAUCUCGUACAAUACCGUUCACUUAUGACAAUAAAUAAUAAAUUAUGUAUAGUAACCUGUCGGUAUAUUGUAGUAAUAAUAUUAUUUCGAUGGAAUUAAAUUCGAAUUUUCGUCUCUCGUCAUUUUAUUGCAGAAAUGUGCGUAUUAUACAUAUUAUAUUAUGGUGAUUUUUGUUGUUUACGACGAUCCGGCGAUUUUCUCGGAGAAUUUCAAGUAAAUUAUCGGUUUCCGUUUUGUUUUUCUUAUCAAUCGUUAAAUAUUUAUUACUGUUUGCAUAUUUUUUUAUUGGUUGGUCAAAAAAAAAAAAAAAAAACAAAGCUAGUUUAUGGCAAGAAAGUUUUUCCAUAACUCAACGUGAUUAUGUAAACAAAAUUUCAUUACAUUUUUUUUUAAAUAUUAUUUUAGGAAUUUUAUACGUUUUUAGAUCAUAUUUUAAGCACUUCGUACAAUUAACAAUCAAUAAUAUAAAAUGUUAGAGUUUCGAUUAUUGUUAUUAUUUUUCAGAAUAUAUUUUUAUAUUUUUAGUGUAUAUCUGCGUAUGUAUUCAAACGGUUUUAGGCCAUAUCUGCCGUGCUUAUAAAUUAUGUGUCUUGACUUUUGAUUUUCAAAUAUCCCGGUCCUCUCUGCAACACUGCGAUUCGAAAAGAAAAUGCUUUUCUAAACAUGUUGAUAACGUAUGCGCUGAUCAUCGGAUACACUAAUUACGAAUUAUGCUUCGUAAAUAACAGUGUACCAGAACGGCAGGGAAGAUAUUCCCUAACACAAUAUUGACGCAAUCCGUUUCAAGAUUUUAGGUUUUAGCCCUUAUAUACUUAUCUGUAGAAUGCGCGGUAAAAAAAUCCGCAUAAUAUUAUAGACAUAUUAGGCGUAUUGUAUAGGUUUACCGCCGUCUGUCCAUUUCGCGAGGCAUUGACAUAAAAUAUUAUUACUAACGAUACUAUAAUAUAUUAUACCGUAUAACAAAACUCGGACCCGCGGACACUGUCGACCGUCUUUUUUUUUUUUAAUUUUCCUCGUAUAUUAUGCGGUACGGGGUAUAUUAUAUGUAUAUAUCUAUUACAACCGAGACCCAUUUAAAACGGACUGAAUAAUAAUAUAAUACAAUCAGAGAGCAUAUUAUAUUGCGCGGAGAGGAGCAGUAAUGGAAAUGCCAGCGGCGCGGCGGCGGUAUAAUUGAAGGUUCUGAUGACGGAAUUAAUUGGGAUUGAGAAACGUUUCGGGAAACAUACGAAAUAUUGUAAAUUAUUAUCCACGCGAGCGGACAAAAAUUAUUAUACUUCGUGAUUAAAUUUGCUUUUAUUCCUUUGUUUAAAACCCGUACGGCCGUAUAUAUUUCACGCGCCACGUUUUAUAAUACACGAAUUUGUAUAAUUCUGCGUAGGUAAACCCGUGCGUUUUAUAAUAUUAUACUAUUAUUUGAAAUUUCAAAUGUAUAUUCACUAGGAUACGUGUGUUACGUCCUUUAAAUGUAUUGAAUGUGUAGGUUUGACUGCGGCGGAAUGCUUUUUUGUUGCUUUUUCCCCUUGACUAAGAGACAAAAAUCGCUGUUAUUUCUUUUACCAGAAUAAUACUACGUUAAAUACUCAACAUUAUUCGAAAAUUUGACAAUUAUAGGUUAUAUAAAGUAUAUAAGGUCACAAGUCGAUUUUUUUUUUUUUAUCCGCCAUAUAGAAAAUCCACAAUUAUGAUCUUUUUUUUUUAUUCGUAUUUUGUUCAGCGUUAAUAUUGUCGUACAAUUUGUUUUAUAGUUAAAAAUGAACGUAAAAUACGUUCGAAUUAAAUGUAGAAAAAUAAGAGUCCAUCGAUCAGAAUCGUAUCUCGUUUGUAAAUGAUUUAUCGUCACGUUCAGGAUAAAACCUACUAAGUUAUGUAAUAGUCCAAUAUAAAUAACUGUUUAAUAUAAUAUGUUUAUACUAAAAUAGAAAAUACAUUUUAAUAAAAAUAUUAUAGUAUUUUUAUUUCAUAAAACGUCAGCCAUUUCUUAUAAUAUUCCGUACCUAUUCCUAUGUUUCUCUUUUUUUAAAAAAGGAUAUAAAAUAUUAUUUAAUCAUUUUUGACAUAAACGUCUUGAGCGAUGUAUAUUUUAAAACGACUAGACAUUUUUAGAACUAUAUAAUACACUGAGUGUUAUUUUAGGUUGUGCUUUUGACACUCCGGAAAAUUUUAGAAACAAAAUAUUUGGAAAUAUAAAAGGAAAAAACUCAAACACACACCAUAAGUUCUACUUUUCGAAAUCCUAUACCGAAAAAAAAACUAUUUGGCAAUAUGUGUGUUAAAUGCGAUGAAAAUCAAGAGUAAUAUUAAAUGUCAAAAACACAACAAUAAAAACACAUUGGCAUUGGUAUAUUUAUAAAAUGUAUAUAUAUAAUGAUAAUAAUAAUAAUAUAUUUUUUAGUAUUUUUUUUUUUUUUUUUUUAUAGUUGUUUUAACCAUGUAACUAUACUAUUAGUGUACUCUUACACUUAACUGAACAUUUUCAAAAUUAUAUAAUUUUAUAGAAAACAUUACCUAGACAUUACAAAUUCAAAAUAGCUGUAUAAUUGUAUAACAUAAUUAUGUAUUGUUACAUAGGUACAUAAUUAUAUUAUAAUGUAUAUCUUAUAUUUAAUUUGAAUGUUGAACUUAGGGUUAGAAAAUUAGUAGUUUUCAAUGAUAAGUUGUUUUUUUUUUAGAUUCUGAGUGGAGUGAGAAAUGUAUUAGUUUAACUAUGAUGUGAGAUUAUUUUUUUCUGUCUGUUAACAACUUUUCUACAAGAAAUCUUGCUCCGUUCAAAAAAUGACAAAAGCACUAAAAAAAUAUUCAGGAAAAAAGAAAAAUUAACGUUUUAAUUUUUUUCGAUUUUCCACUUGUGUUGUAAUUCGGUUAAAAUAGUUCAUAGAAAUUUAAUAUUUUCACAGAAUUCUUAUGUUAGCAUUUUAUUUACGUGGUAAAAUGUUUAAAAUAUUCUGGUGAUUUAUAAGUUAUUUAUAAACAUUUAAAACGUUUGAAUCACAGUACUUGGCGUAAAGCGACGUGGCUAGGCGCGAUAAAGUUGUUGUGGUGAUGGUGUAGAGGGGAUAAUUUAGGCCGUGUACAGAAAUGGUGGUGGCGGUGUAGAAAGGGGUAUUUAGGCAGCGUACUAUAUAAAUUAUAAGUUAAUAAAUGUUUCGUUGUUAUUUGUUUUUAAAGAAUUACUUAACCGAGCUCAGUUCAGAAUCGUUUUUCGUUAGCAUUAAUCAACACAUACAUCAUCAUCAGCACAUCAGUAUCAGCUCUUUUUUUUUAAACUAGUUUUAAAAAUAUUUCGACAUAUCCAACGUAAAGUAUAAGAUAUAUUCAAUCGACCGGAAAUUGGACACGAAAGUUGUGUACUUUACGCGUGUAGUGCGUGAAAAUUGGAAAAUUCUCAUUAUAUUUAGUUUGCGAUAAAAUAAAAAUAAAAAGACAAUUUCCAAUAGUAUAUGUUGGUUGAAACCUAUAUAAAAAUAAUAUAAUAACCUCGUUCAGAAUUGUUUUUAGAAUUCGAUGAUUAAUCGCUUUCGGAUUUAAAAAUACGACACACGAACCGAAAUGAGAGACCUGCUGUAUCCCAAAAUGUAAUUUUCACUGUAUAGACCGAGUAAGCGAGAUAAGCGAUGAGACAUGUGCCCGACAGUGAAAUUAAUGUUUUGAAGUUCUGCUGAUUUUUUUCUUUUUUUUAAAAUUCGACUCGAUUAUUUAUUAUAUGCCAAAAAUAAAUAAAUCGCGUUUAAUAAUAUCGGAUAUAAACGGCUUUCUUUAUUUCACUAUGGGCACUUUAAAUUUCAAUAUAGCGAUAUUUUUUACCUUGUGAAAUUGUAUUAUUUUCUUAGUGUUUUUUUUUUUUUAACAAAUUACUUAAAAAUAAUACUGGAAAUUUUAGUUUUAGGUAAGUAUAAUGAUAUAAUAUAUAUAAUAUAGAUAUCGAAACGUAUAAAAACAUUAUAUACUAAAAAAUAGACUAAUUAUAAUUAAAAAGUUAAAAGUUUUAUAACUGAUACUUGUUUUAAUAACUUUUAGCUUCACUUAAGUUAUUAUUUUUCUGAAAAUGUGUUACUUAACUAAGUUGCUCAAAUUUAUUUAUAUUGUUUAAAUUAACUUUAACUAAGCUUGGAUUUCAUAAUAUAAUGAGUUAAAAAAAGUAUUUAACUUUCCCAGUUUUGUAUAACAUUAUAAGUCAAAAUUAAAAAAAAAAGUUUAACAUAAUUCAUAAUUAAUAUUAUAUACAGGUAAAAUACAUCAUGUAAUUAUAGUUUUCUAGAUUCUGAGUGUAGCGAAGAACGUAUUGAUUUUACAAUGAUAUUUGUUAUUAUUUUUGUUUUUCAAAACACGUAUAACUGAAUUCCGCUCAGAAUCGUUUUUCUACAUUCAAUUUUCAAAAAGGAGGUACUUUAGAGAGGUGGUUUUUUGAUUUUUUCAGGGAUUUUCUCAUCAAAUAUGAAAAACUAAAAAAAAAAGGAGGAAAAACGGGAAAAUGUAUAAAAUAUAUUAGUAAAAUAUUACGAUUUUUUUUUUCCUGUGGACAACUUUUCUACCAGCAAUUUUGCUCCAACUUAUAAUGAUAGAAAUUUUACUAAAAAGAAAUUUCACUGGGAAGGUACUUUAGAGAAGUCAUUUUUCAAUUUUCUUAGGAGUUUUCUCAACAAAUGUGAAAGGGAAAAUGGUAUCCAUUUUAAUUUGGGAAUUGGAAUAAUUGAAAUUUUAUCAUAGUAUAACAAUAUAUAUAUUGUUCACAAAACAGCACUAUCAACUAAACUCCGCUCAGAAUUAUGUUUUUCGUUAGCAAUGUUUAUCGUUGUUGUACAUUAAAUUACUUAUAACAGUGGCUACACCCGACCCCAUUAUCCUAGGACGUUUAUUUUUAUUUUAAAAAUAUCGGAUAACCAUAAUUACUCGUCUGUGUUUACAAUUCUAUUUGUCACUAUAGCUGUCGAAAAAUAUAUAAUUUUUAAUUCGAGUAUAUAUAUAUAUAUAUAGGUAAUCCGUGCGGUGUACACAUUAUUCUGCGCUAUCCGAAGAACAGUAUUAUUUAAUGUGUUAUAAUGACGAUAAUUGCAAAAUUAAUUAACGAUAAGCGAAUUUGUUGUAUAUUUUUAUUAUGAAUAAACCCGGAAAAUUUGAAUUAUCAACGACAAAAUGAUGUAUCAUUCGAAAAAAUAUGUCUGGAUUAUUUUAUUAUAUUUUUCAAUGCUUUUGUAAUCUUUUAUUACGUUUAUUACGUAAUCUCAUUCAUUAUUCGUUGUGUACCUUGACAAGUACCGAAAUCAGCAAUAUUUCAUUUAUAUCCACACAACAUUUUAUUUUUUUUUUAUUUUUCUAUAUAACUAUCAACAAAUCUGUUAAUUAUUCGAAUAAUCUCACCUCUUGUGUGUUAAACUAUGCGUACAAUGAAUACAACUUCCUUUUUUUCUUUUUUUUUCUUUUUUUUUUUUUUUUUGACGAAUUGCCAGAGAAUUUCGAGAGGUAUUAAGUCAGAUUUGAAAAACAAACAUUAUCGUUUAGGCUGUCNUACGUUUAUUACGUAAUCUCAUUCAUUAUUCGUUGUGUACCUUGACAAGUACCGAAAUCAGCAAUAUUUCAUUUAUAUCCACACAACAUUUUUUUUUUUUUUUUUUUUUUUUGACGAAUUGCCAGAGAAUUUCGAGAGGUAUUAAGUCAGAUUUGAAAAACAAACAUUAUCGUUUAGGCUGUCAAUGUAAAAACAAACAAACGAAAAAUACUGCAGAAAAUAAUAUUAUAGUUUAUUUUAUGCUAACAUAUUUUUAACAACGUUCAACUAACACUUGUGUACGUAUAAUCGACGUUGAGCUUCCCCCCCCCUCCAAUGCUUAUUGUAUAAAAAAAAAAACUUUUCGCUUAAAACGGAUUUAUAACGGAAUAUAUAUAGGUGUAUAAUGUAAAAAAAUAUACAAAAACAAAUUUUUUUUUUUUUGCCAUAUUUUAACUAUGCUAUAUACUAUACACAAUCCAUCGACAUAAAUUUGAAUGCGAACCGUCAAGUUAAUCUGUGAUUUAUUCCCUCGGCCACGAGAGUGUGCGCGUAUACCCCGGGGAAUCUGUACUCUACAUUAAUCCUCUCUCCCCACCUCUCUCACUCACUAUAUUUCUCUCUUACCCUAUCUCUCCUUCGCUCGAUCGUUCCUCCCCGACACUAUACGCGCAGCCCCCGAAAUUGAACUUCACCCCCUUUAGUAUUGUUGUUGUUUUUUUUUUUACACUAAGCCGCUCACCCUCCUCUUGCGAGGGUUGUUGCCGCCAUAUGGGGCCCGAGCACGUUCUUCAGAACUCAUGUUUAACACGUUUUCAAAAAACCAUUAUUUUCUACAGGAUCUCUAAUUAAAUGGUCUGUGGAUGAACAGGUGCACUUGGUGUGGUUCCGGAUUGCUCGACAACAUGCGCAUUGGAUUACGGAAUUGGCCAAAGUAAGUUCUUAAAUACCAAAGUACGCACCGAAACCCAUAAAAAGCCAGCCCGAAUUACAGUUAGACAACGCCCGAAAUAACCUAAACUACUUUCUACCAACAUCAUAAUAAUAUUAUUAUAUCUACUAUACAUGUUCAGGGUAAAACUACUGAAAUUCCCAACUCGAAAAUACCUAUUAUCCUAAAACAUUUUAAAAUUACUAUCACAUGCGGUCAUAAUUGCGUACACACUGAAUUGAAGAUAGAUAUUAAAUUAUAGCAAUAUAUUUUAUACUGAUGAUAAAUAAUAGUAAAAUUCAUGGUUUAGAGAAUUUUAACAAUUUUAAACGGUUGACUGAUCCUCAAUAAACAUUUAAAUUUAUAAUAAACUUAAUACAAAUCAAUUUAAAAUUUGACUAAGAAUUUAAUAUCAAAAAAACUUUUAAAAGUAGUUUUUGACUAAGAACCUUUUAAUCAUUUACAAAUCAUUCAACCAAGAAAAACGUUAAUAAAAGACCAAGUUACACUAUACGCAACUCAAAAGAAUACUAUACGAGUUGAAUUAAAAUGCAUUUUACUGGAUAACUUAAAAUUGAGAAUAAAAUGACUUUUACAACUUUUGGUUUUACGACAAAGUACACAUAAACUCUUUCAUUAUUAAUUCAGUAGCAAAUAUAUAGGUACCUACUAUUUAACAUAAAACUUUUUUUUUUGUUUUUAAUGUUUACCAUAUUAUAAUAAAAUUCGUUGAGUUUUUAAAAUUGUUCUGACUAAACAAAACCAUUUUACUCACAACGAAUUUUAUUCUGAGCUGUGAAAUAUACACUCUUUAUCUAUUGUGUUAUUGAUUUUAUACAAAAAAAUAAAAAUUACCAACACUCAUUUAUUUUCAAUGGCUAUUUGAAUAAUGGCCAAACUCUUGAUAUAAUAAUAUACUAUAAAUAUUAUAUUGAUUAAUCUGUGACAAAAAAAAAAAAAUCGUUGCGAAUAAUAAUUAUAGAUAAUAGUAGGUAUGGGUAUAAAAAUAUUAUGUGUUGGUAUAGCUGAAUGUUUAUAAAAAUGAAAACAAUAACAACUACAGAAAUUCUAUUACGUGUCGUUUUAUAUUGAAAAGGUAAUACUUCUAAAAUAUGUUGGGAUUUGUGUUUUGACAUAUUUCUAAGUCCUAUACAUACGCAUGCUAUAUACGAACGUUUCGGUUGGCUUUUGGGAUUUCCAACCUGCACGUGUACGUAAUAAAAUAUUUUGUGUUUGGUUUCUAGAACAAUUUCCUGUUUCACAGAACAUCUCCUGACGGUAACGAACUGUGGAUGUACAAACGUUUGAAGGGAGAAAACACAACUGUAGACUCCCCUCAUACUUACACGGGCGCUGGAGGUCUUGUGAUACGCGACGAUCAUUUGUUAGUCGUCAAAGAGCACCACAAUCCAUUUUGGAAAUUGCCCGGAGGUUAUGUAAAUCCUGGUAAAUGGUUUUCUACUUUUAUGAGGUUUUUUCUCGAUUGUUGUUAGUUUUUUUUUUUUUUUUUACAUAUUCAUUAAGUAAUCAGUGUAAUUAAAUAAAAAACAAAUGGUAAUUAUAUAUUCUACACAAAAAAUUAUAAUUGGUGAAAGUAAAUAAAAAUGGAAUAAAACAGAUUUUCCUGUAAAAAAAAAACUCAUAGAUAUACAUAAUACAUGACCUAACCGAUUAAGUAGGUCGUCGUCAAAAAAAUGUCGAUCGUAAAUUUUGUGUUUCAAUUUAUUUCCGUAUAGUUUAUAUGUCCCUAUCGAUCUGGCUAAUUUGGAUUGAAAAAAAAUAAAUAUAAAUUACAAAUCGCCAUCGAAUGCGAGUACAAUCCGCUCAAAGUAGAGCAUAUCGUAAUCAUAUAGGUUAAUUAAAAAUCGUUCUAUACUUUUAUCUGUGUUUUUUUUCGUAUUCGAGGAUACCUAGUGCGAUGCCCGGUUAGAUAUCAGAACAAAAAUAUUAUAUUUUUGUUAUUAUUAUUAUUUAUAUGAUUAUUAUUAUACCUGUAGGUACAUAAUAAAUCUGUUAUUAUUAUUAUUAGAGAUGCAAGCUAAACAAUUUUCAUUCGUACAUAUUUUUUUUUUGUUUUUAUUGAAAUUUUCAAUUUUUUUUAGAUGAAUCAAACUGAUCUAUAAAUUCAAUACUGGGUACUGUAAUAUUUUUAUUCACUUUUGAGGAUUUUUUUUUUUGAUUGAUGCGUACGGUAUUUCUAAUUUUAUUUAUUUAAAUAAAACUGAGUACCUACAGAAUAAUUUAAAGUAAUUUUUAAUAACUUCUCCAAAAAAAUUAGUUCGCUUAAAAUUAUGAAAAUAACUCUAAUAAAAACAACAAUGGUGAAAUCGACAAUGAUAAAGAACGUUUAAACAUUCAUACUGAAGUAGAAAAACAAAAUGUUAAUACGGGUUUUAAAUAUAAUUAUGUUGGUUGAACAUACUAUUAUUAUACAUCAUAGGAUUUAUCUGAUAAGUAAUGUAUAUGAUAACAUUUUCAUGAAAAUUUUAAGAAAAAUGUACACCAAUAAUUAUUAUCACAAUUGAUAAAUCGUGUUCGUGUUCUUUUUUUUUAAUAAUAUAAUAAACAUUAACCCGAAAUCCGAUAUUUUUUGUUAAAACUGCUGCUUAUGUACUGACCCAUAAUUUGUACACGCAUAUUCUUUUACAAUACCUAAAAAUAUUAUACUCCGUUUCAAUUUUCGUGAAUAAAGGUUAUAAAGUAACACGCACACGUGCGUUCCGAUAAAUAAAUAUUAUUUACGACAGACGAUAGUAGUUGUAAAGUGGAUUACCUAUAAACUUACAUUAUAAAAAAAAAUCUGGACAAGUUUAAUUUAAAAAUCAGACUCGUCGAAAAGCGUUAAACAUAGAAUUCUGAAAUAAUUUCAUUAUUUUAAGACACUAAGAGAUACGUAUACGAGAUACUUACAAUUCUGUUUGUUUGUUUUUUGAAUACUUGUUUUUUUAAAUAAAUUAACCUGAGUAACAUGUAUCAGAAUUUUAGAGAUGUUGUUAUCAUUGAUUCCUUUGUAUUUUAGUUUUGUCGUUUUAUUAUAUUUUUUUUCUCUUAGGAGAAAAUAUCGGCGAUGCUGCUAUUCGAGAAGUUUUCGAGGAGACAGGCAUCACGGCUGAAUUCGUCUCUUUAGUGGCGUUUCGGCACGUUUUAAGCGGAAGUUUCGAUUGUGCUGAUAUGUAUUUCGUCACAAACUUACGACCGUUAACUUUCGACAUUGUGAUUGAUAAAGAGAUAUUAGACGCCAAAUGGAUGAAGGUAAUUUAGAAUUGUUUUACCUUCGACGGGAACGCUUUAAAAAAAAACAUAAUAAUAAUAAAAAAAAAAGUGAUGUCAUUAAGCCCGUUUCUCCCUUUCAGAUUUAUGACACUUUUUAAUAACCCUCUUGGUCCCUUCCGACAAUUGAAUUACCUACCUACCUAAUCCUACUGCAGAUGCUAAUCUAUCAAAUUAACACUUUCCGUUGGGUCGUUAUCUCUUAACUUUAGAUUGCUUCAAUGGGCAUUAUCCCUUUAUAUUGAAUGCUAAAAAAAAAAGUAUCAUCCCGAAAGUCGAUAUUUCAAGAGUACCUAUACAAAGUUUUAAGGGUAUUUAAAUGAAUAUUCCGGUAAAUUUUUACGAACAUUAAAACUUUUGUAUUCAACUAAAACAAACACAAAUUGUAUAAAAUCAUUAUUUUUCAAACGAUGUUAUUUUAAAUUGCCCCGAUCAUCUAAUCGGAAUAGUUUUAUAAUUUAAAUAAAUAUUCUAUUGUAAUUAAUUUUAAUAUUUAAUUCUGAUAUUGAAAAAGAAAUAUUGAUUUUGUAAUAUCGUUCAUCUAUAUUUUAUAGAAUAAAUCAUAAUAUAAUAUUGCGUAUUGCAGGAGUGCAUUAUUCUUAAAAGAAAAUGUAAAAAUCAUUAAAUUCUUUGAAUAGGUAUUUUGUUUUGUUCUCAGAAAUUAUAAAAUAAAAUAGCGUCUAUGUUAAUCCUAUGUGAAAAACCAUACAUUUAUUGCAUGUAAGUUAAAUACUUUAAAUUUUAAAUGAAAUCCUAUAAUUCGACCAAUGUCAAAUAAGGUGUUCAAGAUUCUUGUUAUUUUAUUUAUCAAAAAAUACAAUAGAGUUUUAAACAAUUCUGGAAUUUUUUUUUAUAAAUGUUUCAAACUAACCAAUUACUCAUGCGCGUUUAAAUUUUUAAUUCAAAUAUUUGCCAAAAUCUCAAUAUCUAUGUAUUAAUCGUACGAUAACGACUGAAUAAUAAAAAUAGAUCUGGAAAUAAUGUACCUAUAAUAUAUAGGCGUACAAGUAUCUAAUAUUCAUUUUUUUGUAAUACACAUUUCAUAUUCCUGUCUAGUUUAUUCGUAAACAGUAUGUAUAGACAUCCAUCGUCUAUUGCAUUAUUAUUUGUUAUACCUAUUAUUAUUAUUAUUUGUUCUCUAGUUGGAAGACUUUUUCACAAGCUCCGAUGUCGGCCAACACAGUCGUUCUUUCGUUAAAACAUUUUUAGAAAAUCGUGAAAACGGCGUCGAGAUAAAACACAAUAAAAUGGUCCAUCAAUUGAGCAAACGGGAAUAUAUCGAAUAUAUUCCGUUUGCAAGAUCUUAAAAAGGUUUGGAUAAAAUACGAUUUGUUUGCAACAUUAUCGUAUUGUUUUUUAUAGUUUUCGUUAUUUUACUAGCAUACUCAAAUAUACGUACUGUAUUAUUUGCUCAACAAAAAAAAAAUAUAUACUUAUAUAUCAGGUACAUUAUGUUUGUUAUUUUACCAUAAGCACAUUGCACCGUAUGUAUUUUAAUUAUUUUCUAUAGCCGGCACGAGCAAUUCAAAUAUUUUUCGUGAAAAAUACAAUUUCACAGUAAACAAUAUAUAAUACGCGCCAAUCGAACACACGUAUGUGUGUGUGUGUGUGUGUGUGUGUGUGUGUGUAUAUGUUUUUUUUAAUUAUUGAAUAAUAAUCAUUAUUAUUACUGAUACCUAUACCUACUUAAUAAUAUUAUAAUACUGGAGUGCCAACUUAUUUACAGAUACACGCGCUUUUUUUAUUCCGAACAAAAUAUAAUAUCACAUUUGUACAUAAUAUUAUAAUAACAAAAAAGAAAAAAAACUAUCCAAUUACAUUUUUUUUUUUUUUUUUUUUUUUUUUGCUUUUAUAUGGUUUUAAUAUUGUUAUUAUAUGUAAUAUGUAAACACAGUUUGUACGUAUUAUGCGGAACAUGUCGCAAACACCAAUUAAUACCUACACAACACCUAUCUGUAGUUACCGGAUCGUAUGACCGUAAUCUGAAAUAUGAAUAUUAAGGAACGAAAUAAGCGUACUUUGAUCUGUGGAUUUAUA
Molecule: messenger RNA, 51694 nt
Organism: Cinara cedri
Lineage: Eukaryota; Metazoa; Arthropoda; Insecta; Hemiptera; Aphididae
Source: the annotation of a GenBank genome assembly